Molecule: messenger RNA, 72273 nt
Organism: Xyrichtys novacula (pearly razorfish)
Lineage: Eukaryota; Metazoa; Chordata; Actinopteri; Labriformes; Labridae
Source: the annotation of a GenBank genome assembly
AACAUUUUCAUUUUUUUGUAGUUUUUUUAAUCAGCUGCAAAAGUAACUAUAUCUCAUAACCAGUAACAUUCAGAUAGAACUUUAGCUUUAUCCCACCGAUAUCUUUAUAUCGAUCUUUAAAAUAUAUUGGCUCUUCUUAUACUUUCUUUGACUCUCCUUCUCUUAAUUGAAAUUUCCUCUUGAAUAUUGAAGUUACAGACUUUUCAUUCAACGCCUCUCUUUCAUCAACACCGGCUCUCUCUGAUGCUGCAAGGCGUGCCCCAUGUGAUACUGACGGGAGGUGAAGGACGUCGUGUGUGCGCGGUGGGGUCCUAAAAGAGUUUGCUGAUCCUCUCACUUCAUCACUCCAGAUCUAGGCCACCCCGGGGCGGAGUUGCACUGUACACUUACUCGUCGUUUGGACGCUGUUGGAUUGUUCGCUUGUAGUCGUCUUGUCUCGAAGCGGAGGGCCUCUAGUGAUUUUUAAGAAGACGAGGAGAGUUCGCAGCUUUGAGAUUUGUUAGCAAUGGGAGCAGAGAGUUCAGUGCAACGUGACGGGAAGAGCCAGGAUGAUGCCUCAGCUUCAGCCUCAGCCGGAGAGGUGAACGUGCUUCAGGAGGCGAGCAGCGUCCUCGACAGCAAGGUAAGCCGACAGCGAGGCUCUUUGAUCCCGCCAACCGUCCUCCAAACCCCCACGUAAAAACGAUAAAUUUACGAGCUGUAACCGUGUUCUUUUUUUCUCUAAAUAGUGUACCCGUGUGUUGACAGACAUGCUGUAUCUGUCGUUGACACCCCCCCCCCCCUUCAGUUUGUGCAUCAGUUACGUGCUGCAGCGCGCUCCAUGUGCGCCUGACGCAGAUUCUUGCUGAGUAAUGGGUCGAGUUUUCUGCAGUCCCGCAGUAAUAAAACGGCAGUAUCCCAGCUCAGUCCAGAUUUUCACUCAGACCUACAGGCAACCUGGAGCCAGAGUCUUAUUGUCACAAUAACAUAUAUUUGUUUCCCUCUGACAUUUUUGGCCCUUCAGUGAGGACCAGUGAACAAGUGCAAUGAAUUAAAUUAGACUUUAACAUAUUGAUAACAUGAUUACUGUAAACACUCCAUUUAUCAUCUACUUUUAAAUGUUAAUUUCCCUAGGGUUACGAAGCAGCAGCAAAUUUUCCUCACCUAGUAAGGUUAUAAACCUGUGAUGUAUUCCAAAAAUAAUUGAAAAUGAAAGUGUUUUGUGCUUUUGUUUUAUUGAUGAAAAUGAAGUUUUGAUUGAUAGCAACACACAAGUGAUACGAGUGAUAUGAGAUCUGCAGAGCUGAAAAGCCCAAGUUGCUUAACAGCUAACACAUCAAUAUAGAAAAGAAAAUGUAAUGGAAUUCUACAAAAAAAUACCAUAAGAUCCAAGUGCUGAGCAAUCACUGAAAAUACACCUUUGAGAUAGCUUGUAUAUACUAUAUAAUUCUGUUGAGCUAUGAAAGUCAGAAUUUGCUUGAUGAAACACGUCAGUCUUGCUGCAAACUUUCCUAAAAAAAGAUUGAAAAUGUAAAAAUACUGGUUAAAUUGAAGUAAUAAUUAUAAUUUAAAAAAUAUAUAUAUUUUUAUGUUAUGUGAUUUUCAGGGAAUUUGUCUCCUCACAGGAAAUCAGAAACAUUCUCAGCAUAUUUGGGAAGAAGAUCAAGUAUAUCUGCUGAGACCAGUUAAGCCUACAUGCCAGAUAGAUGACAGCUAAAGAGGAGACACGAAAGGCAUUGCUGACAAUUUCAAAACUGACUUAAACAACUCAUAAGCGUCUUAAAUAAUCAAUUCUUUUCCUCCAUACCUCUUUAUUUUAAUCUAAUCAACCUCUCCACUCUUGCUUGAAGCCUGAACAUGAUUCUCUCUGCAGUUUGUUGUUGCCAGCUUCUGUCCUUAGAUUGUUCUGACUCUGCACUCUUACCUUGGUGUAAAUUGCUCAGCUUUGUGUGAAUGAAUAUUUCUAAAGGGCUCACUAAUGACUGUAUGUUUUCACCACCUGCUCGAUUCAUGCCUUGCACAAUCUAUUGGAUUUAUUGAUUUUUGUUUAUAGGCUGGAGGUCAGCAGGUCACACUUGGUAGACCUGUUCUGUUCCUGACAGGUCAGCACUAAGGUCACAUGACACUGAGGUGGACUUUAAGUCAGACAAAGGACACAAAGGGUUAAACAUUUGGUCAAGAUUUUGAUCCUGAAAACAUGCAAGUUGUUUGCACGUGCGUGCGUGCGAGUGUGUGUGUUUUAACAUACUGGUGUGUAUGUAAAGUUGUUUUCCAGAGAAUUGACAUCAUUGGUGUGGGUGUUUAGUUUGCCCCUGCGCUUGUUAUUGCAGGUGUUAUAUCAGUGCUGUGUUUGAUAAGACUUAACCUUUGUCAGAGAAGUGUAUAAUAUAAAAUGUUUCAGAGCUGCCUGUGACUUUUUGAGUGCAUCUGUUUGCCUAGUAGCUUUGAGUAUGGGGGAUGUACUUCUUGUCUUCCGUCUCUCUGCGUAGAUGGCCAUUAGUUAAUCACUGCGUUGCCGUCAAGCUUCAACACCAGCCAAAGUUGUAUUGUCUAUUUGUUAUUUACAGUUAUUUGAGUUCACUUUCAUAACAAAUCAAUAAAAGCCACCACAGUGAAAACAUUAGUAUCAUGUGGAUUGAAAUGAAACACUCAGACCAGUGCUCAAAUGUUCGUUGCAGUUCUUGAUGGGGACCUGUGACGCACAUAUUAAUCUGAUUACAGUCAGUAAUAUGAGCAGAGCUCACAUCAUAAGAUCGCUGUCUUAAAGAUGUUAAUUAUUUUUGAAUACUGAUGCAGAUAUCUUACAUAAUUGCAAUUAAGUCACAUUAUUUAUAAUUUAUUCUCUUUAUUUCAACCAUAUCAGGUUGUGAGUAUAUGAAGACAAAUAUAAAGCAUUUUCUAAGCUUCAUCAGCUUCUAGUAUUGGGGCCUGUGAGUCAUCACUAUCUAGUAUCUCGUAAAGUUAAAAAACAAAAAAAAAAGAUUUUGGGCUCUAUUUUCGUGUCCGCCGGUGAGGUGGCGGAGGUUGGCGGACCCCGUGCAGUGCUUUUUUCGUCUGGCGGAGCCUGGCGUACAGCCAGUUUGGUAUUUUCGUGGACUGAGGCGCACCGAGAUCCGGCAAGCUGGGUGUGGUGGCGUGGCAGAGGGAGGUGUCAACAGAAUCAGCUGGUGCAGUGACAUUUUCGUGCUCGCCAGUGGCGUAUAAAGUGCGCUGAAAGCUUGCCGAUUCAAACCUGGUCAGCUUUCAGUGCAGGCAGAACGCAGCUGGUCUAGUGGUAUUUUGGUACACCUGUGGCGUAUCGGCAUACGUCACCGAUGCCUCACCGGCAGGUUUCCACAGUGUCAGGCACAUUUCAGUGCAAUAAGUAAUCACCAAGAACUAAUAAUCUGAGUCAGCACAUACAUUUAGAUCUAUAUAGAUAUAUUCUGAUCUAUAUCUGAUGAGCGCAUUUGGCACGCAUUUGGACACAUGACCUGACCAAAUCAACACAGCUGAAACCGCAUUAAAUUAAAUUAAAUAUCUAGUAAAUAGACACACAUGAUGAAGUUAACAAAAUAUGUAAUUCUUCUCCCUCCUUUUCUUUCUUCCUCUUAUUUCUCGCGCAGCUCGACCUGGACAUGUCUCCGUAUCUUCUCCCUGUCCUGCUGCAGCUGCUGCUGCAGCUGCUGAACAGAUGAUUUGUUUCAGUGAUCAGAUGAGUUAUUUACUUUAAGCCUACAUGCGGAUAUUAUAAUAUUCAGUUUUGUGAGCCACAUUUAUUUUAUAUGCCAACAUCUAUGAAAGAAAGAGCCAGGCCACGGAGCGCGAUGCGUCAUUUAUGCACAAAUGGUUCCGAUUUUAAUGCCAUUUUUGGAAUUUAUGUUGUGAUCUCUGCGCACAACCCACCUUUGUCAUGUGAAGUUUGAAUGUAUGCAACUUCAUGUGAGUGUCUUUAUUUGUGGAAAAGGGCGUUUGUCUUACCAGUGGGUCCAAACUUACACACAUCAAAUCCAUCUGUGCUUAUAUGAGACAGUGUGAAGGAUGCCCUCUACAGCGCUUACAGUGACACUUGUUGAGGGGCUGCCUUCUGUUGCCAUCGUGUGGCAUUGCUACUUCACAAAAAUUGUAAUUCGCCUCGCCGGUGGCGGAUUUAAAGGAGAGGAGAGGAGCUGAUGUUAUUGGUUAUUACAGGUCUUGGCUGUGUUAAACCCACUCUAUGCCCUCUCUACGACUUACGCCGCUGGGAGGAGCUGAGUUGGGGGGGGAUACUUACGCUGGGCUGCGCCACUCACCAAAAUACCAAAUUGUGCUUGAGAACGCCUUGUCGGCGCGGUGGACCUGACUUACGCCGUGCCUGCGGCAUGUCUCCGGCGAGGCAUGAAAAUAGAGCCCUUUACCUCCACAUUUCCAAAGUAGUGGUUCUUGAAUAAUUGUCUGAGAGCCAUUAAAAGGGGAAAAUAUCAUGGCAAAAUAUUGUAAUUGUAAGAAAAGGAAGAGGAACGUGACUGUAAACUGCUCCUGAAACUGAGGAGCCUGUAAACUUGAAGGUUUCCUUUGUCAGUGAUAUACAUUAGUCUGAGAUGAAAACAGUCAUUUUAGUGGAUGAAAUGGUAAUAUAGUCACUUAAACUAUGUGGAUUAGGCAGAUAAAUGGUUUAUGAAAUAUAGCUGGGGUGUUACAUAGAGAGGGAAGGGGAAAAUGUUUGGAUGGUCACAGCAUGUGCUUGUGGAAGCCUUCCCUCCUGAUACACAGUCGAUAAAUAUCUUCCUCACUUUACAGAGUAAUUAUAGCAAUGUCUCUCCACUGACCUGACCUUCUCAUACCUCUGACUCUCCUAUGACAUUUGUGUGAUUUCAAAAUUUAGGACAUUUAGGACAUAAAACAAGUGGAUUACAAGCAGUUUUUUUCUAAGUUAGAGCAACUAAGAAAGACUCAAACCAAAAUGUAUCUUUCUCACAGUACAGUUGCUAUAAUGACUGAUUAGAGAGCAUGACUUUUUUAAAAGUUCUUAUUCCUCUUAGUUUCCUUAAAUGCCAUGUGGGCAGGAGCUUUCUCUUAAUGCGCUCUUAUCAUUAUGUUAGUAAGUGCCCUCACGUAUACACAACUGGUGCAUGAACAAUGGCAAACACACCACAAAAAGCCCUCUAACAUGAGACCUGCAUCACAUGUCAGGUCUUCCCAUCACAACAUCAGCAGCAGGUGACUCCAAUGAUCCCACAUAUUGUUAUGCAAUGUAAUGUGAACUGAUUAAGGCUGGUAUGUUCCUGUAUAAUGAGCUGCAGCUGAUCAGACACUGCUGUGGCUCUGAUUAUCCUGUUAGCAGAGAGAGAAAUAGAGGGUGGGGGGUGAUUGGGGUGGGGGUUGGGGUGGGGGGGGCAGAAGGGGUCAAACAAGGGAUCCAUUGAGGAUGUGACAAGGCAGGGACAAGCUGGGGGCCCCUGUGUGCACCGGCCCAAAACAAGAGGAAGGAACCAGCAUGGGAAGUGGGGAUAGAGCAGCAUUUUAGGUAGGCACAGGAAGAGGGGACGGGUGUGGUGCCCAGAGAAUAAGAGAGAAAAAAAAUUGAGAGAAAGAGGGUCACCAGGGUGACAUAAAGGAAGAUGAAUCGGCUGAUUGUUCUUUCAGUUCUCCUUCCUUACUGAUUUUGAAAAGACACUGAAGACAGCAGGAGAGAAAAAAAGAGAAAGAGCAAACGCAAUGUGGUGGUGGGAUUGUGAGGAACUGCUGGUCCGAAAAUAUAGAAACAAAAAACUAACCACAAAAAAAGUGUUUUUUACAACUAUAAACUUUACAUCAAACAACAAAAUGCAACAUUUGUUUGUACAUGACAAUUUGGAUGAAAUAUUGCACUUAUGGAAAAAUGGAUCAGAUAAACCAAGCAGGACAGACCUGUGCAAAGCCAUGUUGCUGUAAACUCACUUCUACUGAUGUGCUAGAAUAAAUCUGAAGAGUUUUCUAGAUGUGAACUGUAAAACAAAAGCUGAGUUUAAAUUUAAAAAUAAGGUAAAUUAGCCAAGAAAAAAAAAGUCUAGUUUGGAAUACUAGUUUUCUUUCUUUACAUGGUAAAGUAAAAGUAAAAAAAAAAAACUUUAUAUAUUUUAAAAUAAGCCUCUUCAGAUAAAAAUCCCUUCAGUGAUACAUGUGGACUUGUUAGAGGAAAGAUUAAUACAUCCUGUCAUAUUUCAGUCAUUGUUCUGUUUUAAGCUAACUUUAAGAUAGAGCUAGAAUUAGCAAACAUGGUAGUUUGGGGCAACAUGUCUCAGUCAUUUUGGGGUUAGUUGUCACAUGUUUAAAAGGGAUUAAAAUUAACAUAGUGGGCUCUAUUUUCGUUUCUGCCGGCGGAGGAUGGUGGACCCCGCGCAGUGGUAUUUUCGUCUUGCGGAGCCCGGCGUACAGCCAGUUUGGUAUUUUAAUGGACUGAGGCGCACCGAGGUCCGCCAAGCUGGUGGAUGAACAGCUAUGUCUUAACUGCCUAACUGGCAUAGACAGCUAGAAUAUUAAGUUCCUCAUGCCAGGAUUUUUUUCUGAAGUUGAAACCAAAUCAGUGAUUCUACUUUACUUGUUUUUGUUGAGAAAUAACAGGAAGUGGCUUUUUACUAAUUAAUCUGUCCCUCGGCCAGUUUCUUAUCCUCUAUCUCUCAGAUUUGCUGCCAGCUCCCCAUUACAGUAAAAUCACGUGUGUGUGUGUGUGUGUGUGUGUGUGUGUGUGUGUGUGUGUGUGUGUUUGAGGGUGUAAUAAACCAGACUUCUUUUGUUCCUCUCUCCUCGCUGCCCCUAAAAAUUAGACCUCACUCCAAUACUUUGAUGCAGUAAUGAGGCUACACAAAGAUAUUAAAACCCAGAUGGCAUCAACAUGUUAGAUAAUAUUAUAAAAGGUGCUGUUCCUUUUUUCUACACUGCUUCCUUUUUCUCUCUACAGCCUGUGCAGUAUUCCCAGCUCUUUUUCUCCCAGCGCUGUAAGUCAUUGAAUUAUUUAUACAGAGCUGCAAUAGCAAUGGUAUUUCAAUCUCUCCACAAAAGUACUUCAGUUAACAUACAAAUUGAAGAACAUUGACCACAUAAAAAGCUCUUGAACUAUAAUGGACCUAACUCAAUUAGUAUUACAUAAGUUUGUCGAGGUUUUGCUGAGAAACUUGAUCAUUUACUUGCAAAUGUACCAGAAAAUAUUCUCUUAAAAUGCCAUUAGUUUCAAUUGUUAUUACUUGAAAAAGAGUAAAAAGAAUUCAUUGUUCUUAUUCGUCCCAUGAUUCUGUUGUAGAAACUAAAUGUAUUUCUGGACUGAGUCCACAAAAGAACUGCUUACAUCCUAGUUGAUGGAGCUUAGGGCAAUCAGUCUCAAGGUCACUCAGGAUCAAAAAUGCUUAAAAAGAACAAGAAUAACUUUAUUUUAUUUCCAAAGGGAAAUACAAUUGUCUGUCGUCUCAUUUGUCAUGUCUCAAAAGUCAUCUAAUAUUUAUAAAAGAGUUAUAGAGUCUGAUGUCUGUGGGUACAAAAGAUCUUCUGAAUCUUUCUGUCCUGCAGCGAAGAGAGAGGAGCCGUCCACCAUCAUUGGCCAUUUGGUCCAUUAAGGUGUUAUGAAGUGAGUGAUCCAUGUUCUUUAGAAUAGUCUCCACCUUCCUCAGUGUAGAUCUCUCCACCACAUCCUCCAAGUGAGUGCAACUUGAGUCCUACCACAGAGCCAGCCUUUUUCACCAGUUUGUUCAGACGUCUUGCAUCUUUGUGUUUGAUACUGCCUACCCAGCAGACUGCAGCGUAGAACAGAACACUGUAGACACAGACUGAUAAAACAUCUGCAGCAUCUUACUACAGAUGUCUGUAUGUCAGAGUCUUCUCAGGCAAAAGUGGUGGCUCUGCCCCUUUCUGUAGAUGAAGUCUGUGUUCUUAGAGCAGUCCAACUUAUUAUCCAGGUGUACACUUAGGUAUUUAUAUGAUGACACCACUUUGAUGCCCACUCCACAGGUGUUCACUGGCUGAAGAGGGUGGGGGGGUUGGAUCUGCGGGAGUCUAUGGCCAUCUUCUUUGUCUUUGAGGUGUUGAGGAGGAGGCAGUUUUUGUGACUCUAGUCACUGAACAUUCUUAUUAGAUCUCUGUAUUCAGCUUCUUGUCCAUUUCUGAUACAUGCCACGAUAGCAGUGUCAUCUGAGUAUUUCUGGAUGUAGCAGGAGUCAGUGCUGUAUUUGAAGUCUGAUGUAUACAAUGUGAACAGGAAUGGAGUCAGCACUGUCCCUUGUGGAGCCCCUGUACUGCUCAUUAAUGUCCCAGAAACACAGUUCCCCAGCCUGACAAACUGUGGCUGUCCUGUCAGGUAAUCUGUGAUCCAGGAAACACAGGCAUGAUCCACUCUCAUCUCUGUGAGCUUGUCUUUGAGUAUGGUGGGUUGGAUGGUGUUGAAUGCACUUGAAAAGUCAAAGAACAUGAUCUUCACAAAAAAACAGGUUCCUUCAGAUGAGACAGGGCACAGUGAAGCAUGUAGAGGACAGCAUCAUCCACUCCAGUGUGUUCUUUGUAUGCAAACUGCAGGGAAUUUAGUUUGUCUUUGACCUCAGACCUCAGAAGGCGCAGAAUCAGCCGCUCCAGGGUUUUCAUAAUGUGUGAAGUGAGGGCCACUGGUCUGUAGUCAUUGAGUUCAGCAGGACAUUUUGUUUUUGGUACUGGCACAAUGCAGGAUGUUUUCCACAGAGCAGGUACUCGCCCCAGCUGUAGAUUCAGUUUGAAGAUCCUGUGGAGAGGUUGACACAGUUCUGCAGCACAGUCUGUAAGCAGACUUGGACACACACCAUCUGGACCAGCUGCCUUCCCAGGGCAAAGUCUUCCAAGCUCCAUCCUCACCCCUGUUUCGGUAACAGACAUGGACUGAUGUUCUAGGAGGAAGGCAGUUGAAGUGGUUGAGACAUUUGAACAAGAUGGAGGAGGAAGGGGAGAAGUUGUAGUGGAGACUGUUGUGGAGAGGAAGGUGGAGUAGCAGUGGAAGUGGUGUGACAGCAGUGUCAAAUCUGAAGAACAGGUUGAGUUAAUCCGCUCUUUCCACAUCACCCACCGCUGGCUGUCUUUUCUUUUUAUUGCUGUGUCCAGAGAUGGUACUGAUUCCUCUCCACACUUCAUGUAUGUUGCUGUGUUGUAGAUUCCUCUCUACCUUCUUUUUGUAUUCCAGUUUUGCCAUCUUCAGUCUUCUCUUCAACUCUUGUUGCACUUGUUUGAGUCAUUCUUUGUCACUAUCUUUAAAAGUUUUCCUUUUCUGGUUAAGAAUUGCUUUUAUGUCACCUGUGAUCCAGGGUUUGUUGUUGGGGAAUCAGCGAACAGUCUUUGUCAGGAUAACCGUGUCUCUACAGAAGUUGACAUAUUCAGUAAAACAGUUGACCUGUCUGUCAAUGUUCAUACUAUCCACAUCUGCUUCCACCAGAACAUUCCACUCUGUUAAUUUAAAACAGUCCCUUAGAGCUUCACUAGCAUGAGGUGUCCAUCUUCUGAUUUAAACUUUAGUUGCAGUCUGCCUCAGUACACAAGGUCUGUAACAGGUCUGCAGAUUGACGGAGUUAUGAUCUGACUUGCCCAGUGGUGGUAAGGCAGUGGCUCUGUAGGCUUCUUUGACGUUGGCAUACAGCAGAUCCAGGGUUUUAUUGAAGUCUCCUGAUAUUAUUAUUAGUGCCUCUGGGUGUUGAGUUUGUAGCGUUGCAACACUAUUAUGCAAAAGAUCGCGUGGAAUUUCUGGAGUUGAUUUGGGUGGGAUGCUAACAACUAUUGUUAUGAUAUGACUGAAUUCUCUUGGAACAUAAUAUAGCCGAAGAGCAACUGCCAACAGUUCAAUAUCUGGAUAACACAACUUCUCCUUGACAGUUAUGUGUGAAUGGUUACACUAUCUCUGGUUGAAAAGCCAGACCUCCGUCUUUCUUCUUGCCACUAGCUUGAGCAUCUCUGUCUGACCUUAUAAGAGUGAAGCCAGGUAGAUCCACACUGGAGUCUGAGUCGUUUUGAUUCAACCAGGUUUCUGUAAAACACAGGAGACUGCACUCACGGUAUGCUUUCUCAGUCUUCACCAAUAUCUCCAGCUCAUUGUUUUUGUUGGGCAGAGAGUUGACAUUUCCCAUGAUGAUUGAUGGAAGAAAAGGUUUAUAUCGCCCCCUCCUAGCAUUCAGCUUUGCCUUCACCUUUGCACCAGCACAGCAACCAUGAUAACACCUCCUGAUGUUUUCUUGAAUUGUAUGUUGUUGUCCAGAUUUGCUUUGGCUCAAUGAAAAGAGCUCUUUUCUUAAGUAAACUCUUCUCCCAGCAGAAGUAUCCAUCAGCAGCCAACAACAACAAAAAAAAAACAAAAGUAUGAAAGAAAUCUUGUAAAAAUUACAAAAAAUACAUGUAAUACAGAGACCAGACUUGCAGCAACCUUUUGGUUCAAGCGCAUCAUUUGAAUGAGAUAUGCGAAUACAACAUAUCAAAAAGCUGAAAUAGUUUUGCCUCUGAAAAGUUAAAAAAAAACAUCUUUAAAAUAGGAUGAAGGGAAAAGAAUGACUCAGCAGUUUACUCAGCCCACAACCAUCUCCAAAAAGUCUAAGAAGGGCUGCAGGCAGUUCUAAACACAGUAAACAUAUGUAAAAAGUGAAGCAGUUGUCAAGUGCAAAGAAAACUGCAGUUCUAUGAAUGUCCACUUGAGGCUGAAUAAAAAUCCUUCUCUUAAAUACAUGUCUUAGCUGCAGGAAUCAGCAUGUUUGUUUUUAUCCAAAAGCACCCCCUGGUCUUGAGAAAUGAAACCAAUGUGGAAGUGAAUAAAAAUACACGCGUUCUUUGGGUGUCCACUCAAAGACUCGGCAGAGGUAAACACAAAGCUCAUUUCUUCAUGUGUACACUGUGCAGGGGGAUGAAUUUUUUCAUGACUCAUUAGUUUGACGAUAGAUCAAGGCUGUUGGUGAGGUGGAGUCUGAAUUUCCAAUGUGGGGAUAGCCAAAGGUUGGUAAUGAGAGGACAUUUAUGUUUUAAACAGUCAGUGAUCUUGUAGCUUGGUACACAGAAGCAAAAAAACCCUUCGGUCUUGAGAGCUAGUUUCUUUGUUUAUGACAGUUGCUGUCAAUAGAGUGGAUAGAGUGGUCACUGUAUAUCUGUCCAUUGUUAGAUAUAAAACCAUCAGACUGUCUCUGUAGGUCCUGACAUAUUUGUUCUAGUGCAGCCAUGGCAUGUGUAGAAGUGCCCUAGCCGGUAGCCUCCUGGGAUUUUCAUCACACCCGUGACACUCACCAAAACAUGCAGUGAACUUACUGAAUAUUACAGAGUAGGUCCCUCAAAUGAGUACAUUCCACAGCAGGAUAAAUUCCUAUGUUGCUGUAAAGGAAACAGUCAUGGCUAUGGAAACUUAAACGUCUCCUGUGUUUUCUCACGCCACAGUUCCUCUACUCUGCUAAUCGGGUAAAAAAUGCCCUGCAGGAACUUGCAUUGGUCAACAGUGUGGUCAGCCAAUCAUUUUAUUUUUUUGGAUUAAAUAACCUAGACUAAAAUCUUAAUGAUGAGAACUAAGUUUGACAAAAACCAUGAUUGGAAAAAAUGAUUUGACAUGUAAUUUGAUUUCCUAGUUUGACCCUGGUAACAUCUGUUCACAAGAUACUGGCGGGGUUUAUGACUAAUAGUGCUGCCACUCAGUAGGAGUGCCAAAUCUUUUUGCUUCACAGUCAUUGAGCAUUAAUAGUGUCUGUUUAAAUAUUGAGUCUAUAAUUUGUGACAACUGUACAGUGAUUGAUUUCAUACAACUCACCUAUUUAAUUCAAUGAAGCCAUACAGUAAGGAGGCACGGUGCUUUGAUUGAUGUGUGGAUACUGCUGGCUGUUUACUCGACAAAAAAAUAGCCAAUAACUUCUUGGCCUUGUGUUUGGUGUGAUUCUUUUCUAGAUCACAACAGACUACAGGGACAAGAAAUUUAGAUAAUUCAAGUCUCCCUUUAUUUAUUGCUUACCCACCAAUGUGAUAAGAAAUAGGGCUGGCAAGUCACAUAAAUCACUUGAAAUGUCAAAGAGAUAUAAGAAUUGUGCUGUUUCACAUGUUGACCUGUUUGUUGUGGUGCUACACUCAAAUUGAGGAAUAGUUUGCAGUUGCAUACCACAGAGGGGUAAAUAGUCUUUAAUUCAGUUCAGCAGUUCAGUUCAUUUAUAUUUGCUUAAGGGCUGCACAAACAUGCAUAACCAUGCAGAUUCAGUGUUUCUCAUCAUCAGUAGUGCUGAUGAAGAUGUUGGGGGAGGUGUUCUUCCCUUUUGUAUUGAUAGAUUAUUGAAUAUUUGAGGUCUGGCCACCAGGGCUUGGCCUACCCACAACCCCAUGGGGACUGUUUCAGCUACUCUGCCCUGAUCAAUCAGUUGUUAAGAUUUGAAGGCUCUGUCACAUCAGCGUUGUUGUUAUACUGACGGUUUUUAUUGCUUCUCCAGUUUACAAUGUUAUAUGGAGCAGAGAAGACUCUGAAGUAGGGAUGUUCCCAGCGGUUUCACUGACGGUUAAACGACCAUUUUGAAACCGAAUAUUCGAAUACACGAAAAUUAAUUAACUCCCAGAAAAUAGCCCAAAUUGAGCACAUGUCGAUCUAUAUGGCCAGAUAUCAUCUGAAAUAAAUAUUAAGAGUACAUGAAAGCCAUACUUAUAAUAUUAAAAUAUGUUACAGAAUCUUAUUUUAGCGCUGGAGAAUGACAUAAAGUAUGUGAAAGAUUAAAGCAAUCACGCUGCGCUCAAGCCAAGCAGCCUGCUGCGUCAUCGGCCUGCCUCACACCAUAAGCACAAGCGCUGUGAGCCCAGAGCAGCGAGCCAGGCAGAAAGAGUUGCACGCAAAUGAUCCACACAUUUUAUCUUGUUGAAUGCACACUUUUAUUAAGACAUGACGGUAAAAACAUAUUUUAAAAAAAUAGCAUUUUUUCGCUUUUUUUCCCCCUUUCUUUUUUAAUUUUAUUUUACAGAAUAAACAAACAUUAUUUACUAACCGGAUAGUAAGGACAGCCCCGUUUACACGAAUAUUCGAAUAACCGUGCACAUCCCUACUCUAAAGACCCUAAAAUCAAAUAAUUAAUAUGUAGCCCGAAGUGGAAAGGGAUAUAUUCUGUACUGCAGCUUGAAUAAAUAAUGACGUCAUCUUACAUAAUUAGAUUGUAAAAUGACAUGAGCUUGGAUUAAUGAAGUAAAUAACCUCAUUCUCCUCCUUGCCAAGUAAAAGAAGCUAUGUACAUUAGAACAGAAAAAAAAGGGCCUUAGGCGAGACAAUCUUAAAAGAGAUGACAUCUAUCCUGAACAGCUCGCUGUUUCAGGUAGAGGACCAUUUAAAGGGCUGUGUGAAGUAGAGCUGAACGAUUUUGGAAAGUAAUCUAAUUGCAAUUUUUUUCUCAAUAUUGCAAUUGCGAUUUAAUAUGCAAUUAUUUUUUUAACAAACACAAACAAUAAAUCAAUCUGUAUUAUAGUAAAUAAUACCAGAUUAAUCGUAAAAAAAAGUUCUUUCUGGCAAUUAUUAUUUCACACAUACACACACACACACACACACACACAAACACACACACACACUGGCUCUCUCUGCUCACACACAUUUGUGCACACACAUGCAGGCGCCAUCAUAUACGUCAUAAAACUAAUCUACGUACCGAUGGCGAUACAUCACCAUAAUGGAUGAUUUCGUGGUUUAAGGUUGAAGCGCUUGUCACUGGUGUUUUAGUCAUCCAACUAUUGUACAUGGCUUUGUUGCAUUUUUUAAGCGUUGAUAAAAGUUUGUAGUGUUACCUCCUGAGGUAGCAACAGUAGCACGACAGGUUCCGCACACGUUGCACAGCAGCAUCUUUUUUAGCCAAAAUAAAUUCACACAACUGCUGUGCUGCUCCUCUUUGGUACUAAACUUUCUGCAGUGUCAACUUCUGUAGUGGAAUUAGGCCAUAGUGCGACAGAGUGCAGUGUUGACGUCUCUCUCUACCUGCUCUUCUUCGCUCUCCCCGCGCUCAAGUCACGUGACCACUCAAAAUUGCAGCCUUUGCGGUUAGAAAAUCGCAAUUUAUCGUAUCUUGAUGUAAUCACGAAUGCAAUUAAUCAUUCAGCUCUAAUGUGAAGGGCCACAAUAGGAUAAUGAAGGCUAUUCUUUUAAGGUCCCAUAUUAUACUCCUUUUCAGCAGGUUCACAUAGGUUUCAGAGGUCCCAGAACAGUCCAUUUGAAGUUUGUUGUCUAAAAACCCAGUUUUUUCCUGGACUUCAGCCAGCCUGAAAACUCUCUCUAGUGAGCUCUACCCAGGACACACUGUUUGCCGUGCCUGUCCACGCCUCCUUCAGUGCAAGCCACGCCCCUCCCGAUCUCUCUUGAAGAGGGGGUCGUGGCUUGUGCUAGGUACGUGGUUUGUGUGUUGUUACACAAUGACUUACAUGUUGCUAGGUAACAUUAUCUCCUGCUAACGGUUACAUCUCCAAUGUCUUCUCCUUUCUUGGAGCUCUUUUGGUGAAUGCGCAAUAUUCUAGGUAUAGUGAUCUCUCGUGACAAUGUUUUUGUAGUCUGUAGUGCUGCUUCAUGCAGCCAUCAACAGAGCAACUGUCGUGCCUUGCUCGUACCUUCGCCAUUUCGAACCAGAAUUUGCGAGGUAGAAAAAAAGUGCCUGAGUGGAAAUUUUAGGGGGGCAGAACAAAAAUCUUGGGCAGGGUCACCAACCUGGAGGGGAAGAGUUAUUGCAGUCCAUGACGUCAUGGAAGGCGAUAGUGUCAAUCCGCCCCUUUGAGCAGACAUUUUCUGAAAGGUUUAAGAAGCAAGAGAGGGAGAGGAUAGAAUUUUCUCAUUUUGGGGGCGUUUGUAGACAGGCUUUAUGGGGAUGCAGAUUAUUGUUAGGAAACCAUUCUAAAGUGGAUUUAGCACAAUAUGGGACCUUUAAACUAGAGAGCAUGAUGGAUCCUCUUUGAGGUACAUGCUUCCAUGUAGGUGCUUCUAAAGUGAAGACUGAUUGGUUGAAUCUUCAUCAAAAAUAUUGAGCUUCAUAUAGCUGUUUGUUCAAGUCAGUGCAGCUCCUCAGUGCGACACAAAGCUGAAAAUAACCUCUCUUAGCUGCGUUGCGUCAUCAACCUCUGUGGACUUGCUCACUCACCCAUCUUCUAUGCUCUUUUCUUUGAGCUCAAUGAUUUAUGAUUUUAUCUCUCAUGUGGUACCUAGUUAUUGUGUAAACCAGAUACACAGGUUUCUAGUUUAUCCAAUUGCUGUUUCCAAAGUGACUUUUUCUUGUAAAACUGUUUUGGCAGAAAACAGACAUUUUUUCAUUUAGCCAUUUCUCGUUCGAACUAUUUCUGUUAUUUUGUUCCAUUUUAUAACUUAUAAAACACCAAAAUGUUCUUUUUGUUGUUCCUUUAAUAGCAAAGAAGCAAAGAAUCAGACAGUUGAUAUCAGAAGUGCAGAAUGUGUCUGAGUUAUUAUAGAAAUAAUAUAUAUUAUAGAAAGCCUCUGGGAUAAAAAAAAAAAAAAUGGUGAAUAAUGGGGUGAGCUACCCAUCACCAGAUUUUCUGGUGACAAUAGCCUCCUCCUCCCUACAUUGUUGGACGUUUGGCUCUGUAUGGUGUUUUUACCUUAAGCUAUAUGAGAUGACCCUAUCAAAGAUUCCCUUGGUAUUCAUCCCUCUCUUUAUUUCUUCCUCUCUGUUGCUCUUUUUUUUCACAUCCAUUUUUCAUCAGCUCUGGUCCUGAUGCAGCACUAACAGCCCCAGAGUGGUAGGUGUAGGUGUGUGCGUGCGUGCGCGCGCAUAUGUGCGUGUGUGUUGGACUAUACUGCUGGUGGGAGUAGGAGCAUUUGAAGGACAAAUGGUGAAUCAUAGCUUUGGUGCAGCUGCUGUCUUAGUUAGCAUACUCAUGCAGGACGGGGCAGCCUCUGUAAUCUUUGCAGCUGGGAUGUCUUAGAUUUACUGUAUUGACCAAACACAGCAGCCAUAUAUCAUAGUUCCUGUCCCAUAACAGUAAAACACACCGACCUGAAACACAGAGCAAAGGAUAAAAGUAUUUAUGUGGGCACUGGGAGCUCAAGUAAAAUUUACAGGUAUUCCAUUUAUUUAUUUUUUUUUGUUUUAAUCAUCUUCUCUAUCACAUAUAAGGAAAAAAAUAGUUUACUCUUUGCUGGAUUUGGCUGCUUAACUGCAGUUAAAUUACGUCACUUUUUUAUAAACAGUUUAUCAUAGUCUACAUUACACUUAACAGUAUCAACAACUAGCAAAAAAUACAACCAGAUACAACUGUGUAAUGCUGCUUAUAUGUAAAUUUGUCUAGUCAACCAACAUUUUUAAUUCAAAACUAAUGGGGUUAUUAGUAGAUGGUAUGACUACCCAGCAUCACUUUCAUUUCUUUAGGGGUAUAAUGCAUAUAAUUUUGAGUGUAAGAUUUUCACCUGGAGUUAAUAUGUUUUGUUUUAUGAACUUUUUCUACAAGUUCUCAACACUCCUAACAAAAAGUGACAGAGGUCAAAAAUGAGAAAAAGACUGCGCUCUGAAAAACUGUGUAUGUUGUGCAUAUUCUGAGGCAAUAAUUGCAAUCUCUUGUUUCGAAAAAUGAAACCAGUGGGGGAGAUGCAAAAAGUUGCACUUCAUUGACUGUCCACUUGAGGCUGGCUACAUACGCUGGAGACAUCAAUUGUUGACCAUGUAAGAAUGCUUCUUUUAAGAGCAGAAACAUUCUCUGAAUAGUAGGCAUGUCACGGCUGAGGAAUGCCGGUGAAUUGCGGUGAGUCAGGACAGCUCAAUAUUGGGGUUUGCGAUAUUUUUGCACCAUUUUUUUUUUUUUAUCUAGCAAAUUCAUUUGUUGAUUACUAAAUUACUAAACUCAUUGCAAUAUUUCCUCUGAAAAGGUUAUAAAAAAGACAUGGCAAUUUUAUAAGACUUUAUUUUUCUGAUUGCAGAUUGGCGCAUUUGAAGUGUGCGUGAACCCGGCGCAAACGGUGUCCCAUUUGGCACGAAAUGCUAAGCGUGCUUCAAAUUCGGUCUCAAAACCACACUACCCCCGCCCCUUUUUCAAGCGUGCAUUUAUGCACACUUUGGUGGCCUUGGUAUCCCAGAAUUCUUUGCGUGCCACUGCACAGCUGCGCAUUUCGGGUGGGAGGCUGGACUCGCUUGGAGGCGCAGCGCGUCUUCAAGCGAAAAUAAAAGAAAUCCAAAAACAGCAGACAGUCAGCCCAGGCCGUAUGAGCGCAUGAUCUCUGAAAUCUCACUAAAAUCUGUAAAUCAGACAUUAUACUCUUUAGAGACGAAUUGAUCCACUCUGCUACCACAAUCUAAAACAUUAGAAAUAAGAAAGCUGACAAAACUACAGCAGAGUAUCAUUGACACAUUGAGUUUUUUUUUUUUUUAAGACUUAGAGAUUAAAGUUGUAAACUUGAAAGAAUAAAGUCAUAAAGUAAAUAAAGUCAUAAAACUGCUUUUGUGGAGGGGGAAAUGACUGAAGCUGGUCAUCUGCAGGGUUAUCUGUGGAUGUAUCAGCGGGUCAUUCAGAGAGUUUCUGUGGUUUCUGAAGAAACAAUCAAACUGAUGAUGAUCAACAUUUGUGAUCCAGAGGGAGUCGAGCUCAGAUGAGCACCACGUCUCUGACACUGGCGGUAGCCUACACCUGCAGAGAUACCAACACCUUAUUAUGGCAUAUGGAUUCAUAUCAUAAACUAAAGCUCAAUGUCAUUCACGGAUAUUUACGGCUGCAUAAACGGAUAUAUCCUCAGCAUAUCCAUUUCUGCCUCCACAAAAGCAGCGAUUUCCUUCAAGUACACCUGUUUUUUUCCCUGUGGAAAAGAUGUAUUUCUCAUAUGUUCUUUUUGAAGUCUUUAUACUUGUGACAAUGUAAUGCUGAUGUGCCAAAGGAUAAAGUAUCUACUUGUUUGUGAAACCUAUACUGAAGCACAGUUCCUUUAAGUGCUUCAUGGCCCUAAGUUUUAACAACUCUCCUUUGAAAUAACAGGUAACCUUACGACUUAAUUCUCAUAAAUUAAUGACUUUAUUCUCAUAAAUUCAUGACUUAAAUCUCGAAGUCUUUAAAAAAAAUUCUCUAUAUGGCCCAUGUUUUGCAUACAAAACAUGCAAUCAUUGGAUGAAUUUUGUGGAAAUGAUCUGUGCUUGUAUGUAUCUGUUGUUUUGUGUCUGUGGAAGGUUGCACAAUUAAAAAAAUAAAUGCUGCGCUCCACAGCUUUACUUCAAGUCAGUUGUGACGCGAGCCUGAGGGCGGGGACAUUUAGGAACUCAACCAGUAAGUCCUCCGAAGGGUAGUGUGUCCCAUUUCACAAAAACCGGACAAUCUCACCCAGGGUACUCAAGUCCACAUAACGGCAGUGCGCUCAGCUAAGUGCGCUUAAUCGCGCUUAGCCUGAUGCAGUCUCUGAAAUGAGACACAGCCUCAGUGCCAGAUUGUUCUUUGCCAUGCGAGACUUUCCAGCGUUCUUCUGUCUGUCUUCCUGGUGCCGACCCUGCCUGUCUACGACCUGCCUGCUUCGUCUGCCUCCUGGUAAAUUACCUCAGCCUUUUGUUCCUGACUACGAGCUCUGCCUGCCCCCCUUUGGAUUGUCUGCCUGGUCUGCUUACCUCCCGGUUUCUGAACUUCUGCCUGCCCAGCCACUGAACUGUCUGUGUGCCAGAUUCCUGAUAAUAAAUCUGUUGACUGAACAUCGAUUCUGUGCCUUGUUUGUACUGCAUUUGGGUUCAUACAAUACCCGUUACACUUCAACACUUCAAGCAUUUUAUGGAAAUACACAAAAGGGGGGGGGGGGGGGGUCAUUGUCCACGGCCAUAGAAUAUAGAAUAUGACCAGCAUUAGGUUUGCAUGCAAAUACUUCUUCCAAAUUCCGCAAGCUUUUACUCAGCUGUGUUAUACACUUACUACUGAUUGGUAUAUAUACUGCAAACAGGUACAUGCAUGCAAUCCUUGUGCAGUAGCAUCACUGCAAUAUUAUAAAUUCUGUGAAUUUGUUUAUUUUUUGCUGCAAUUUUUCCCAUGUCAUUGCUGAUUGCUUGUCUGUCUUUUUUAAACUUGUUUUCAAGAUUGUUUUCUAGACAUAUCUAUUGUAAUACUAUAACACACCUGCAGAGAAGCCUCUCCAAUUUUGUUGUGUAUAAACCAUAAUGACAAUAAAGGCUAUUCUAUUCUAUUCUAUGCUACACUGUUACUCAAUAUUUACCAACAGUAUCUGUGAAAUAUUUAUUGUAAAUGGACUACCUUUGUUGUUUCUGCAGCCUCUAUGCUUCAUAAUGAAGGUAUGAUUGUUGCCUUGUGGUUCUAAAAACUUCAUAACAUAGUUAUUACUGAUGAAAUAUAAAACUGAAUGGAGCUGAUGCAUGACACAAGUUUGUUUUUAAAAACAAAGGAACUUUUAUGCUGCCAGCUGCUUCACAUAUGGAGAAACAUUUACAUUUUGUGACUAACGAGAGAUGGGAGCUGUCAAGAAAUGCAUAUCAUCUCACUUACUGAAACAACAGAACUCUUCCUGAAACUGUCAUGCCCAGAAAAAAUAGUGCUCUUAUUGCAAACCAAGUACUGUACUGUUUACUGUACGCUGCAUUUGCUCUGUGGAAGUGGUAUCUUAUGAUUUGGUCUUAGGAUAAUUAGAAACAUGCACAGUGAAUCAGGUGGUCAUUGCUUUCUUAUUUAAAGCAAACAAAUGUGUCGUUUUGAAGUGCAAACAACUGCUGGCUGAAAACUGCAUACCAAAUAGCCUCUUCAGCGUGACAGUACAAUUUUUAUCUGAUGGGCCGCAUAACAUGGACAUAAACAGAUUAAAAAUACUGUGCAUGUAGAAUAUGGUUACACCUUGAAGACACACUGUAAACCAUAUCAUUUGUAGGUGACUGAGUUGCAUUUUGAAUAAAAAGACUGUCUAUUUGUGAUGUAGACAUCUUUCAUCAAACCAUAAAGUUUGACAAAACUUUAUUGUUUAAGUAACAGGAAAAAAAAAACAACUUUUGAAAUCUUACUCAAGCAACCAGUGACUCUAAAGUGAACAGCAUCUGCACUAAUCCUACUAUAAACCUACUGUAUAUCUAAAAGUGCUUAUGAAGGAUUAUUCCAUCAACCACAUUUGCGUUUUCUCACAUUAAUUUGCUUUUCAUGUGUUUAACUGCUGUCUAAGCAUUUCAAAAUCAGUAAGUUCACCAUCUGUAUUGGCCAAAACACCCCUGUUAGAUCAUGGGCUUUUAUCAGACUGCCAGGACACGUGCUUGUUUGUGAUGAAGUAGUUCACAUUUUUGAAACUAGAUAAUUGCAUCAGUAGGCUAAGUAUCAUACUGUUCCUGCUCUGUUUGCAGGUGAUUGAAAGUAAUGAGACCAGAACAGAAGAGGCUCUUGUAACCUGGCAAGGACACGGAUUCCUGAUUAAAGCUGAUUUUUUUCACAUCUUCACUAAUCAGGUUAAAAUCAAAUGGCACCAAAAGGAAAACAAAGUUAGUUGGAGGAUUUAGGAGGCUGAUGUCUGAAAUUCUGCAUUGCUAAACAACAGUAGUUGAUUCUUAGACAUUUAGCCUCAGUACUCACAUUCUGAAAAAAAGCAGCUGUUUGCUGUCAUAAGAUUAUAACAUGUUGAGUUUUGUUGAACUUGUUUGAGUUCUUCUUUUUUUUUUACUGGGAUGUAAUUUAACGCUCCUGUGAGGAGUGUUUAGCCAAUCUUAAAAACAGGAAAUGUCCCUGAUGUCUCCAUGUCAGCUACUGAACCAAACACGGCAAUUGGCUAUAAAAUAGGGGUGUAAAUCACCAUUUUAAUCACGAUACCAUACAACAUUGAUUCUCAGAACAGCGAUUCGAUAUUUGCCAGUAUCAAAAUGUCUGCCACGAUUGGAUUUCAAAUCAUGUUGAUUGAGAGGCCUUCAAUCGAUAUCAGGUGAUAUUGUGAAUCAUUUUAGCACAUUGUAUUACUUUUCAAUAAAGGAAAAACAACACAAUAGUGAUAUGUCUUGAGAAUUUUAUUGCCAAAAGGCAUUUACAUAAAAAACGUUCUUCAGCAAAGUGAGUAAAUGCUUGUGUUUUACUUUAAAGUGCUACAGUUUUCAGUUUUAAAUGCACAGUAUUUUUAAUAUUUUUUAAUAUAUUAAUAUUUUAAUUUGUUAUGUUUCCUACAUACUUCAUCUUGUCACAGCAUUGUUUGCAUAUUGCAUGUGCUCUGUCUUUUGAUCAGUCUUUUCUCAGGAAUCAGAAAUGCCUCCAUACUGCUGAUUUAUUGCCGAGAGGCGAGUGAAUAUCUUCAUGAUAUGAAGAUAUUCACUAAAGUAAUUUUAGGCCAUAAUCUGAAAAGAAAGUCUUGUUAAGGUGUCUGGCUAAGAAAAACCAUGUUUAUAGUGUCUGUAUGCAUUUCAGACACCCCCUCUCACUAGUCAUCUUCCUUCCUCACGUAUGACUCUGGAGCUUAGAUGCUUAUCUGGGCUUGGAGAUAUUUAGAGAUUCAUGGAAUUAAGUGUGGGGUGCCCCAAGGGUCAAUUUUAGGUCCAACACUUUUUAAUUUGUAUAUGCUUCCCCUUGGGGACGUCAUCAGGAGACACGGCAUCAGCUUCCAUAGUUACGCUGACGAUACACAAUUGUACAUCGCAUUUUAGAUAUCAAGUCAUGGAUGGCAGAAAAUUUCCUACAGCUCAGCCAGGACAAAACUGAAGUUUUAAUUAUUGGUCCUGAAGGCAAGAGAGAGAAACUUUUACCAAAACUACAAGAUUUUAAACCUGCUCAAUCUGUCAAGAAUCUGGGCGUAAUUUUUGACUCUGAGCUGAAUUUUAUUCCACAUAUCAAGAACAUAACAAAGAUAGGUUUUUACCAUCUUAAGAAUAUAGCCAGAGUCCGCCCGUUUCUCUCCCAGGCCAACACGGAGGUGCUGAUGCAUGCUUUUAUUUCUAGUCGUUUAGAUUAUUGUAAUGCCCUGCUCUCUGGUCUUCCCAAAAAGACUAUUCGCAUUCUACAACUGCUACAGAAUUCUGCAGCACGUGUGCUGACGAGGACCAGAGGGCGGGAGCACAUUACACCGGUUUUAGAAUCAGUGCAUUGGCUCCCCGUGUGUUUCAGGAUCGAUUUCAAGGUUCUUUUAGUAGUUUUUAAGUGUCUUAAUGGUCUUGGCCCAUCUUAUUUAUCUGAACUGCUUUUAUCUUAUCAACCCUCGCGUACCCUGAGGUCCUCUGGCGCCGGCCUUUUAGUUGUUCCUAGGACAAAAAACAAAACUUACGGAGAGGCUGCCUUCAGCCAUUAUGGCCCAAAGUUAUGGAACAGCCUGCCAGAGAACAUCAGGACCGCAGAGACCGUUGAUGUUUUUAAAAGGAGGCUCAAGACCCACCUUUUUAGUUUAGCUUUUAGCUGAUUUAACUGUUUUAGUUUAUUUUAUCCUUUACUUUUAUCAAAUUUCUAUGUCAUUUAGAUAUUUUAGGGUCGGGGGUCUCGGGGGCGGUGCUCCCUGUGGGGGUGGGCUGUGGCUCCUCUCGGUGUGGACGGCUCCCAUAGGUGGUCUUUCCUCACCAGGAUCCUCGAUGCCUUGCCAUGUUUUUACUGAUAGUUAGUGUGUGUGUGUGUGUGUGUGUGUGUGUGUGUGGGGGGGGGGGGGGGGGGGGCUGGACGGGUUUUAUACUUAUUUCAUUGCAUUAUAUUUGCCGUUGUUUGUUUUUAUCUUUUUUGUAAAGCACCUUGUGUUGCAGCUUGUAUGAAAGGUGUUAUAUAAAUAAAGUUUGAUUUGAUUUGAUUUGAUGACAGGAAGGUCAGCAAAAGGAGUGUAUUUGUUAUUACAACCCAGUUAGAGAGCCAGGCCCCUAGGGUCACAUGCUGGCCAGCGUGGCCUGAUUGUGAUCAUGUCCUGGGGGGUCUUUUCCUGCAACCAGGCUGUUGUUCUUGUUUGACUCAGUUUGCUGUUCAAGUGUGGCAGCUGCACAGAUGAAGGGACUUGAGGGAUGAAAAACAGACAAAUUGUGGGAGGUAUAAAGACUUUGGGUGAAGGGUCAGUGAUUCAUCGAGGUAGGUAUAGGAGGAAACCAGGUUUUGGUUGUUGUCCUUAAAUACUAGCUAACAGGUGUGUGUCUGCAGCUGUAGGAUCUCUCAGUUAACUUCUCAGCUUUUGGACUGUUAGAUAAGCAGGGACAGGCACAUGCCAGAGUCUUGUGUUUAACGAAAAAACAAACAAACAAACUCUGUGGUUGUUUCAUUAUUUCAGUGUCCUGAUACUCUUCUCAUGCCAAGCACAUGAAUCAGGCUGAAAUUGAAUGCAGCAGUCAUGCAAAACAAAUCAUCUGGUUCCCAAGCCUAAGAAGUAUCACACCACUCAUGUCUCAUAAAUACAAUAAAUAAUUAUAUGACCUUUUCUUUGGUCUCAUAAUCACAUGCUGAAAGCCUAACAGUAGAUUUCUAAUAUGGCUAUGUUUAUUUUUUCUCCUUGGAUAAAAAACUCUAAAAUUUCGAGAUGUUUUGCAAUAAAAGCACAGUUCAUGGUUCCCAAACCACAAAUUCAUAUGCCCUUUGUAAUUCAACUGUUCCUUUAGCGACGCUAAAGCUAUUGUAGUUGCUUGAAGUGGAUUGUCAGUAGGGCUGCAACUAACGAUUAUUUUGAUAAUCGAUUAAUCUGUCGACAAUUUUAAUAACUAAUCGAUUAAUCGGAUAAACAGGCUAAAUUCAUCAAUGCAGCUGUUAAUAGCAAUAGCAUAGGGCUUUAGUUUAUCAUAUGAGUUUAUAUGCCAUGAGGUGUUGAGGUCUCUGCAUGUGUAGGUUACUGACUUACUGUAAUCAUCGGGUCUUUCUCGUCCUUAUAAAAACCUGCUCUAUUUCGGUGAGUGUCUGUCUUCUUCUGUAGUCAAACCGCAAGAUAUCAAAAUCUACCCGGAUACAGCAAUGCUGCUUUUUGAUUGGCUGUUCAGUAGAUAUACUUUAUUUGAUUGGCUUGCGCGUGGCACGCAGCUUCUGAACUCUUGGAGAAACUCAGUUGAUUUCUACCUGUUCCAUUGUUACAGAAGUGCAACUUGGUGGACAUCACCGUGUUCAUUUAAAUGCGUGAGAAAUACAAUGUGUGGUGUGUGAGCAUGUGAACGAGUGGGAAUGCGUCUGUCAUACGCUGAAUGCGUGAGACUUGAGAGCCCUGUGCUCACGCAUCAUCGAUGUACUCCCGUGCCAUGCAAAACGGGCUUUGCAAAUGUUGCACUGAACGCCUUCCUUUUCAGUCUUGGUAAAGUUUUCCCACACCACUGAUGUUUUAGGUCGGGAUUUGGGUUGGGUUGUGUCCAUGUUUUUCUCAGCCGCUGCCUCGGCCAUGGCUGUUUCUUUUCUGUGCGUCCUGCUGAUGUUUUCACGCCGGUGUCCAUGGACAUAGAUAAAGACCCGACGAAUCGAUUACAGAAUUAGUUGGCAACGAAUUUUUUCGUCAUGACGAAUCGACUUAAUCGAUUCGUUGUUGCAGCCUUAAUUGUCAGCAUUGACAACAGUGGACUGGAUUUCCAUUGAAUUCAGUACAUACUGGAACAAGCUUUGCUCACUUGACAGAGUCUGUACAAACAUUACACAGAGAAAAGGUUCUUUGGUGCAUUGAUCCCAUUUUUGACUCAGACCCUUGACCAUUUGGUGCAAGCAAAAGCAUUUUUUUCCCAAAAUGGAUAAAAGAAAGGAGAAACUGAAAUGGUUAUAAAAAAACACAAAUACAACUGAAUUUGAAAUGAGUGAUUCUCUUUAAGUUUAAAGAGGGAGGAAGAAGGAACUCUUCGAUGCUAAUCGAGAGUAAAAGAGACCCUUAGUUAUCUGGCAGAGCAGAUUAGUAAACUGAUGCACAACCAAGGACAAAUUGCUGUCAGAAGUGGGACUUGGUGCUCCAAGAAAGUGCAAAAUGAGUGGGCUUUCUGACACCGUAACAAAACACAGAAAAAUCUACAUGUAGAUUUAACACUUUUGCUAGAAUAGUGCUUCUGAUGAAGUUACUGAAAAUUAGUUAAAUUACACAGUAAAGCUGGCCCACGCUGCACAAAUAAUUUAAAAAAGGGCUUAUUUUAAAGAUCAUGGUAGGAACCUGGACUUAAAAUAUUUGUUUUUUUGUGAUCCAGAAACUAUUUAAACAUCUUUAUAAAACCAUAAAUUGCACCAAAAUAAAUACACCAAAACACACGCUGAGGAGCUCUGUUAGUGAGUAGGGUCUAACCUGUGCUUGCAGCAGAGUUAAAGGACUGUGGAAAGAGUGAGAGUGCUCUUUGAGGGUCUUGCCAUGCUUUGAUCUUUGGUAUGUUCUGAAUGUAGGGGUCAGGGAUAAUAAAUUGGGGGCUGGCAGGGGGUGAGGAGACAUGAUGGUCACACAGGCCCCUGAAACCUAUUGUUGGACAUUGGUGAAAUAUUUAUCCUCAGUACCUCUUACAGCUUAUUUUAACCUGCUUUAUUUACCUGUGGAAUUUGACCAAUCAGGAUUCUCCAGGUGGUAAUGGAAAGUCAUAGCCAACCCUUUUACCUACAGAGCUUUGAUGAUAAAGGAGCUCAUAAUUUUCAGUUGUAAGAACAGGACAGAACCUAUGCAGGAACAUUGAAGAUAACCUUUCCAUCCUCACUCAGCUCUUCCUCUCAGAGCUUUGCAAAGACACACCUUCAUACUUUUAAGAGUGUUGUACUGAGUGUGUUACAGCUUCUAAUAUUGUUUAUCUUGUGGUUGAAGUUACUUUGUGUUGAUUGAGCUUAGAAGCCACUUACCAAUUGCAACUCUGCAACAACAGUGGGACAAAGUACGUAAGAGACUAGAUGCACUCACUAUCUAAUGUUUUUGCUUCUGUGUCAACAGGCAGUCUUGAAAUUAAAAUGUAUGAAACUGAUCAGACUCUUUUGAGCUUUAUAUGAUGGGGCAAGUGUGAUCGGUUUAUCUGUUGGUUUGCUUUUGUUUUUAAGAAUUAACCACCUUUGUUGUGGGGUUUUGCCCAAUCAGAAUCAAGUAUGCUACAAAGCCAACGCUCAACUGGUAACGCUGCUCUGCUGCUUGAUGAUACUGAUCGACCACAAUAGUAGGCUUGUGGAAGGGGGGCCUUAAAGAGAUAGCAGCUAAAACGAAGCGUUUCAGACAGACAGAGGCUGAAAUGAUAAAAUCUUAAUACACCAUAGUAAGAAAUUUGAGGCUUCUUUAAAAAAACUGAAAAUCAUGCAAAGCUACUGAAGAGACAUCAGAGAGGAAACUUAGGGCCUGAUCUACUAAGAUCCAAAAUAUUGAGCGUGUGCAAACCAUAGACUGUAUAUACUAUGGACUACUUUGUUCCAUAGUAUAAAGUGCUGUGCAGUAGCGUUGUGCGCUUUCGGCAGGAGAGUUGCCGGGAGUCACUGUGUUGACGCUCGGCUCACCCCGGGUGAGCUAGGCAUUCCCUGAACGCCGCAAGGCUGUAUCAGGUGUCAAUCAUAGAAAACAUGAACCCCCUAAUAACUUUUGAAAACUGAGCUUCACAGAAAAAGAGGACUUGAGCACAAACCAGUCUUACAAUAACUACAUGUCAACACCGCAAGCAGGGGGGAGAAAAAUUUAUAUUCUGUGUAAUAAAUUUCUGAAGUUUGUCCACAGCCCCUUAAGUUUUGCUGGUGGAGGCGGGAUUUAUGACCUAUACUGCAGCCCAUCAACAAAGGGUGCUGUUCUCAGAGUGGCUUUACCUAGCAAGGAGGCAGACGCUGUCCAUCCUAUGUACAGUCUAUGGUGCAAACUGAAAAAUUGCCUGUGCUAUUAGAGGGCGUGUUGCGAGUGAUCUAUUAUCAUUGCGUGCACAAUUGAUAGCGGGAGCAAAAGUGGUGCGGACCGCUAUCUUAAACUAGGAUUUUGCUUGCACUAUUGGCUGUCACCAUGGAGAGUUAGCGAGAGCAGAGUGUUUGAAACCAUGGAGUUGUACAUAUUGUUUUAGGGAACUGCAUAAAAGGCAAGGCAAGUUUAUUUGUACAGCACAAUUCAUACACAAGGCAACUCAAAGUGCUUUACAAAUGCAAGAAGAUAUACUAGAAAUCAAAAAAGGGAUCAAAACAAUUUAAAAUCAAUAAGACCUUUUUAUUUAUGAAAAUCGUCAUUUUCCAGAAAAACAUAAUAAAUCACAAGCUUUUGGACAAGGAUCAUGGCGUCUAUCUUGGCACUUCUGCAUCCUUCUCUCCACAAUGACUGUGCGUAAUGCUGCUCCAGUUUGCUCGUGCCUUUCAAAGACGCUAAAUGUUGACGCAAAACAGCAACCGCAAUCGGUUUCUGGGUUUGAUAAAUCAAAGUGUGGGUGCUAGAUGAUUCCAUUUGCAUCUGUUCCUCCCAGAAUUUUGCGCUCUCUUGAUGAUCUACAUAUAUUCUGCAUAUUCAUGAAGACAAAAACGCUAAAUCUAUUGCGCGUGCUGUUUUGCUCAUUUGAAAGACGCAAUCUUUGGUGCACCUGGUUAGUUGAUCAGGUUUGCGUGCACUAUCAAGUUUGCACGUGUUUUUGCACACGCAAACCUUUAGUAGAUCAGGCCCUUAGGGUCUGAAAAUAAUGCAUGAUUACGGUCUUCUUGCCUGGAGCUCAAAUUCUUGCUUGCUCUCUCUCCUCAUUCUUGCUCUCUGUUUCUCAUCUCCUCUCUCUUUUCUAUCUCCACAUCUCUGCUUUCACCCCCUCUCAGUCUUUAUCUUUCCUUACUCCCCUCUGAUGACCAUCAUACUCCUUUCGUCUGCUCAGAGACUUAGUCCACACCUCAGAGGUCAGGAGUCGCCAGGCUAACUGUCACAGACAAACUACAACCCCACAGAGAGUCUUUAAGCCUGUUAUCUCUGAUUGGACUCAGCUUGUGUGUGUGGAUGUUCAUUUGGGAGUAAUCUUGUGGUUGGCAAUGGUUUUCAACACACAUCAGUUGUUUGCUAAAAAUUGCUGUACUUUUUGUCUUGUAUUUUUGCAGAGUAAAUAGGAUAAAGCAGUUAAAAUUUCCUCCUAUCUGUCCAAUGCAGUUUCCUCCUCAUUAUUUCUUCUUUUUUAUAACACAUAAACUCCUAAAUCAAAUUUACCCUCAUUUUCAGGAUGCUUUGAACUAUUUCUGCAGCCUAUAACAAAAUAAAGACAAGUCUCCUCUGUUUUGUUAUGUGAAUCUGAUUUAGCCUAUUUCAUUUGGCUUUUUAGGACAGGAGACCUGGGUUUAAGGUGUGAUUUACCAGCUGCGUCACCCUUCUCUUUUCCCUUAGCCCCCCCCCCCCCCUAAAUCCCCCCCUGCCACCUUUUGUGGAGUGAUUUAGGGGGACUGCAGGUCAACUCUCUUCUGAAGCCGCUGAGUGUUAAAGGUACAGUCAAAAAGUAAAUGAAAGCAGCAAAGAAAAGGAAUUCUGAACCAAUGAUAAAUGAAGGAUAAAAGUGAAAGCUGACAGAGUGAGAGACAGGAUCCCAGGGAAACACGUUAAAGAGAAACUCUAGUCUUUCCUCCAGAGCUGAUCUCAAAACUGUUGGUCAUUCUUUAUGUGAAUAACAAAGGGAGAUUUAUAGUUCACCAGAUGUGCACAGUUUAGAUUAGAUUAGAUUUUAUUGAUCCUUUUCCUUAUUAAUCCGUGUAACAGCAUGAUUUCUAGCAUGUAGUGUUUGGUGUUCACAAAAAUACAAACAAAAAAGACCUGUUCAAUUUCAAUGGGACUGCUUCUGGGUUAUAAAAGCUUUCCCAGUGUGUUGUAAGAAGUUUAAGCACAAGUAAUAAAAGAAAGCAAGUAUACUGCAUUCACUAAUCUGCAGUACUUAAAUACACCUUGUGGUGCAACCUGGACACAUCGUCAGUGAUGUUCCCGGGGUCAUAGGGUGUUUCGGGUCUUACAUCAGACACCCUCAUCCGGGUGACCCAGCCGGGGGUGAUCAGGCCCCGACUUGUGUCCAGGUAGCGCACUACGCCACGUGUCCCCCCUUCUUAACCAGAGCCACCGUGAAGCCUUUUCAGCAGCCUCCAGGAUGUUCUUGGUGCCCUUUGCCUGUGCAGCCCGCAAAUCCCUAAGAGUCCCAGGACCCAGUGUAGAGACUGUCCUGUGAAGCCCCUGCAGCCCACUUCAAUAGGCUCACAGCGGGCCUUCCACCCAUUCCGCUGACACUCCGCUACCAGGUCUGCGUACCUGGCCCUCUUCCUCUCGUGGGCUUCCUCUACACGAUCUUCCCAGGGUACAGUCAAUUCAAGCAGCACCACCUGCUUGCUUGCUGCGGACAUCAAGACUAUGUCUAGUCGAAGCGAUGUAACUGCGAUGGUGUCCGGGAAUCUCAACUGUCUCCCGAGGUCAACCAGAAGCUGCCAGUCUCUUGCUGUCACGAGCAGGCCCCCUUGGGUCUUUCUAGGUGGUUGUGGCGUCUCACCUGCUUGGACAAAGGUGAUUGAAGUCUUGGACGGGUGUUGCUGCUUGCUGCUGUUGAUGCCCGAGCAGUUGGUGUCUGCUACUGCCUUCAGGACCUGGUCAUGGCGCCAACGAUAACGCCCGUCUCCCAAGGCCUUUGGGCAAAACUCCUUAAAAACUAACCAAAGCUUUCAGGGUGGGCUUCAUUCUGGGAUACAAACUGCUGAAAAUUUCACUCUGAUUUUAAGGCAGAAUUUUACCCUUCAGCCCCCUAGUGGCUUUUAAACAUUGAGUAAGGAUGUUCAAAUGCAGCAGGAUGUGUUUCACAAUAUACUCUACAACCAGCAGCAGCAGGUGGGAGGGGCUGAUGAUACUUACAUGCCAAAAGUAGCAGCACAUAAAAGGAUGAGUUAAAACAUCCAAGGAUGAACUAAGAGAGGCAGAUGCCAGUGCACCUGUCUGUGGCAUUCACCUAUAGUAUUGAUGUAAAUUAUUAACCUCUUAUUGUGUACACUUGCUGGCUAUAUUGUUCUUUUUUUUAUUUUUUUUAUCAGAGCUCAUGAAUUAAUCAGUGAGAAGUCAUCUAUAUUGUCAUGCAAUGUUUAUAACUAACCAAAUAUUUCUUUUAGCUCCAGGCUCCUUUGUUCCAUCUUAAAACAAUAUUAUCCAGUGUACCUUGGAAUAAAAGCACAAUAUGUCCUUGGAUAGUCAUGCCCAGUGAUGUAAAGAAAGUGUUGAUAUAGAGGAGUAUAUUUUGAUGCAGAUAAAAAUUCAAUCUGCAGUGUAUGCAUCAUAUAUAAAAAGAAAUAGAGCAAUGAUGACUGCUUGACAACUAAUUAAUCUACUUUGUGAUCGCAGACGACAACUCUCUAAUACUUUGCGUGCACGCACUGUAAAGUGCAGUGCCCGUGUGCGUCGCAUAUACUGAUACUGAGUCUUAGGAAGAACUACUUUAAAAACUCUAUAAAAACCAUCUAAGAAAAGCUCAAACUACCUGCAGAGCUUAAUUUCAGUUUCAGUUCAGAUCAUAUGUAGGCAUAAUAGACAGUAUAACUACCACUCCAAUCGUAUUUUUUUUACUAUUAGGACAUCUGAUUUUAUAAAUUUUUUUUUUACUAUUAAUGUUAUCAGUGGUCUCUAAAUUGUGAUUAGUUUUUAGCCAAAAUUACUGUACCUGUGUCAUUUUCAAGGGCUUUUCCUCUGCAGAGCUCCAGUAGCGCUUAAGCAAUUCGCCUCUGAGUUGUGGGCGGAGACAGCGCUGCCCUGCACACUCCUCUUCACACUAGCUUGAAGCCUAACAUUGCCGGUGCAGUAGAAGUGGCAGGUAACAUGGGAGCUAUUCAGCUCUCAGAUACUAUUGUCUUUAGGGGCAUGAUGAAAGCUAAUAUCAUCAUUAGCUGUCUUAUGAGCAUUGUAAUCCACUAAUGCACACACUUGUUCCAUGAUCAUGUUCUCAGACUCUGGCCUGCACAGCGGGGCCCUGGGGGUGGAGCUUGGAGUUGUGAUGUAGGAAAUCCCGCUGUGUCCGACUCAGUUUGAGAGUCUACAUAAUAAACCUUUAAUCAUGCAAAAUCAUUCUGUUCAGAUAUAUUUUUCACAAAUCCAGCUGGUGCAUCCUCACUAAGAACCCUCACCCAUUGCUCUGAAUGAUUAUCCCCAUGACUCUUGCAAUAGUGAGAACAUAGCUGCAGUACUUUUGGUUAGACCUGUUGAGGUAACUUCGGGACAGAGGUGGUGAAAAGGUGACCAUUUGUAUGCAGUGGCCUAAAACUAGAGGACAGUGUUAGAUGUUGGGCAAUCUGUGGAACUUAAGAGAAGAGGGCAAGGAAUGUUGGGAAUGCCAGUCAUGAGUUGGACAAGGGGAGGGCGGGUUGCUGCAAGUUCGGAGGUCAGCUGGUGGCCUGCACUCUAAAAACUGAUCAGAUGUCCUGAUGGCUUUAAAAGGAGUUAAACUAUGGGACAGUCCUCCACCUUGGGAGAGAAGUUAAAUGGUGAAGCGUUUUAGGCAUGUUAAUGUUAUCAAGGUAAUGAUCCAAUAUUUAUUUACUGUAAUAUCACAGAGAAUCACUGGCCAGUUAAACCAAAUGAUAAAUAUGCUGCAACAGUCUCCAUAGUUAAAAUCCAUUUCUCUUUCUCUUUGGGGUGUUAUUUCAAUUCAAGCUAUGAGAUCAGAUCAGAAUUUGUUUUGUUUUGUCCACCUUUUUUCAAAAUUCCUGGAAAAUGGCCUCUAGUUGUUGGUGAAGGUUGAAGCUGCAAAACUUGGCACUUAUUGCAUUCCUGCAUGGAUUGAGGGGUUUGGUACUGGCACCAUGAGCAUCCUAAAGAACCAUAUUAUAUAUGAAAAUAUAGAAUUAUUUCCAUUAUACCCAGUGAGCUACAUGGUUAUAUUAGUUAUUUGUUUAUCCUAAAAUAUUAAAUUACACAACCAUUGAGCAUAAUAUUAUUCCAGCCACCUCAUUUCUUCCAGUUUUUCAGUUAAUGAAACAGGGUCGUUGUAUGUUAGAGAGCCCAUUUUAAAGCCUUAAUCAACAUCUUUACUGUCAAGUUCAGAAAACUAUUUUAGGUGCAAAGCUUAAUUUGCUCAAACACUCUUGUGCGCAAUAACUGGUCAAACUGUUUAAAAUACAACAGUUUAAGAAGCCAAAAUAAAUUAACACAGCCUGAUAACUAAUACAGUACCUCUAUAUGUAGGUGAAAACACCUUCCCCCUGUCAUUUACUAGCCUUGCAGGUUUUGUUCUGCCUUUGCAGUUACAGUAGUCCUCUCCCUCAUGACCACACCUCCCUCUCUUUAACCAGCUCUCACUUUCUUUUUCACAUCUUUUAUUCCUCCCCUCCAACCUGAGUGUCUCCUCUGUGGUGUCACUUUUCAAGGCUGUCCUGGAGGAGUUUGGGCUGUUGGGAAUGGAGCCAUAGCUGUCCAUUAGUUAGAUUAGCAGCUCUGUGGGGAGGCUCUGGUUCCAUCUUUCAUGGCCAGGAUGGACAAAGCUGUGACUUGGGUGCUAUUGUACAGCUGUCAGGUAGAGCUGGUUGCAACCUAAAACAACUUGCACUUCAGAUCCACCGAUAAGGUGUUGUGGGUAAGGCUGUGAGUUGUUGACUUUUGAACAUGCUUCUAAGUCUGUAAUGGGAAAAAUAUAUAUAAACCUUUGUGUGUGUAGCUCUCCCUCUUGCUCUUCUGUAAGCUUUAGGCUUAGCAAAUCAGCUGACUGAAAAAGGAAAGAAUAAUUUUAAUGAUGUGUUAUAAAUGUGACCUGAUGAGAAUUUACCCAUGCUUGGUAUUAAUCUUGAUGUUUUUGACUUUUUAAGUUGAAAUUUACAGCUGGCUAAUAAAGCCUAUUGAAGGAUGUGUAACAUAAUAGCAGCAAACACACCAUUUAAGGAUGUGAUAGCAGUCUGGCAGGCAGAUUCAUGAAACAUAGUCAUUUGGUGAGGAGAAUAUGAUAAUUCUAUUGUUUUUAGUUAUUUGGAGAUCAGUAUCGCAUGAUGGUAAAUGGCUGAUUUUUUUUUACUGUCAGGCUGAGUGUUAAAGGCAUGGGUGAUGAUCUGAGAAGCAGUUUAAAAAAAACUGAGCUGUUGAGGCAGAUUUGAAAAAAGCAUCCCACCCCCCACACACAAACCUCUCCCCUCUGUGCUCCACGAGAACUCCCCCCCGAACCUGUAUCACCUUCCCCAUGACACACCCCCUCUGGCAGAGCAAGAAGCCGGCUGGCAGAAGAUCCUACGCUAGCUUCAAAUAGGAUUCACCUUGUCAGAUUGUUAGUGACUAGCGGCAGUAAACACCAGCUCUGCUAGCGAGCAUCAUCUGCAGCUGCCUGGACAGCUACUGUGUUGACAUUGCAGGAGAUUCACCAAUAAGAGCUGUCAGGAAUGGAUGGUUCCCAUUGCUCAAUGUUUUCGCAGCCCUGCACCUGCUAGGGUGGACAGAUUUUUUUCCAUCCUUUUUUCUCUUAACUUUGUGGACCAUGAUCGCCAUAGAAAUGAGGUUCAUAAUAAUUACCAAUCUCUCCAAUCGUAAACCAUGCCUUUAAGAUAGGAGCAAGAGCACAGAGGCAGUUGGCUAGUUUUCUCAGUCUUAAAAUCAAAAAGUGGAAAAAUGGUGGCUGGUUCCCUCCUCCAUUAAGGUCUAUGUGCUAAGUAAGUAAAAGCAAGUAAAUUAGGCACAACAUGAAGCUCAUGUUGUGCUUGACUUCUAAACACGGUCACUGACUUCUAAACCAGGCUAAGAUGGAAACAAACAUUUUGCCACAGUGUAAGCAGACAGAGGUAAAAUGUGCUGGAACUCGCAUAAUACGCAUAGUGCUUGUUGUCCCCAGUGUCCCCCUUUUGUUGUGAGAGUUAACUUGAUUAUAACAUAGUUUUGACCAAUCAGAAUCAAGUAUUUAAUACAACAUACAGUUGAUCAAUCAGGUUAACCAUUUAACCCUGUUAGAGAAGUGAAACAUGUUUCACCAAACUUCAGCCUCCUCUGAAAUUGAAUAAAGCUGAUUGGUAACUUGUGCUUUUUUUAAAAAAACCUUUUAAUGUAAACCUCUUGACUCAAAUUGUCUGGUCUCAUUGUCUUUUUCAGCUUUUGCAGAAAAAUGGACAAAUCUCCAGUCUUAGCAGCCUAAAUGGACACUCAGAAGACAACACGCUUGCAGAAGGUGUGUGUAUAUUUAUGUCUUUGUGUGUGUGUGUGUGUGUGUGUGUGUGUGUGUGUGUGUGUGUGUGUGUGUGUGAGCCUGUAAGUGUUGUUUAUUUGCAGUGUGUAUGCUUGGCUGAUGUUUCUGUGGUUGUUGGGCUUAGUAGCAGUGGGGAUGUUUGUGUGUGUUUGUGUCUGGGAUUUUGUACUGUUUCUUCAGCAGUGACAGAAGGUAAGUCUGUCUGUGUGGGGUCAGUUUUCAGUGUGUGUGUGUGUGUGUGUGUGUGUGUGUGUGUGUGUGUGUGUGUGUGUGUGUGUGUGUGUUCACAUUUGUGCCUGCAGAUGUCAUGGAUCCACAAGAUCUACUUGAUCCUUACCUAGUUCAUUUGUCAACACAAAGGGGACACCUACACAGUCUAUUCAUGCGGAGACCACACACAUGCUCACACACACCCACAUAUCCAACAUAUCUCAUUGUUCCUUAACACAGCAGGUGUUUGUAUGUGGAUAUUAUCUCACAUACAAACACAUUUGUAGUUGCAAAUCUUCUUGCAUUAGGACAAAUUCAUGAAGAUUUUGGGCCCAGAUAACACACCCUUGAAGGAGCAGUUGUAACAUUUAAGUAAAGCAUGUUUUUGAUAGAAAUGGUUUUCUUCCUAAUCCUCCAAAUACUUUUUCAAACAUCCUUGGACAAUGCUAGAAACCUCAAAGUCAGCUGCCUCGUCUUAUUCAAUAGUGUGCUGAUCAUAUAGUAUUAUAUCAUGGAAGCAUUUAAAGAGGACUGUGGUUGCCUUUGUAAGAAUAUCACAAUCAAGACAGGGUUUUUCCUGGCUCAAAUUGAGGCAGAGGUGGCACCAUCCUGACCAUGCGCCAUGACGUGCAUGUAUUUGUAAAUUCAACCGACUCACUUUCUUUUACAGGCAACAUACUUUAAGUUAAGAGUUCAAAAAAGAGUGUGACCAUUAUCAUGUUAAAGCAUUCAUUUAUUAAAACUAUAUACAUACACAAAUCAGCUGGCAACUUUAAAUUGAAAGUACACUUCAUCCACACAUCUCGCAACCAUACAGAACAUUUCAGCCUCCUCUUUUUCAUUCUGUAGAACCUCCUCAUGCCCUCCUUGUAGUCCAAGGCCUCCUGGUCUGGUCCAUCAACGGCCACCUUACAACAGACAUCCAAGUGCCUCUCCUUCAGUCUGUUCCACAGAGGUGUCUUCACCUUAAACAAAACAAUUCAUCAUGCAUUAAGUAUUUUUGUUUUUAUUCUGAUACAGACAUGAAGAGUGAUAGUGUUUUCAAUCAUAUAUUAUAUAUAUGUAUACGCUGCAGUGUCCUCCCUAAAAAAAACGACAACCAAUUAUUUCUUAAACUGUCUAAACUAUGUUAUUUUAGUUUUUGUAACUUUAUUAGUUGAGUGUUUUUAGGUACUACCAUCUUUAAUAUAUUUCUCUUUCUCUUCUGCUGCUUUGUGAAUGGCUGUCACCUCGUCUUUUUAAUGUGUCCAGCCUGUAGUUGGUUGAUGGCUGUCUCACUAAGGAGGCAGCAAUUGCCUGCUGCGUUGGGGCACAGUGCUUUUGGCAUAAAUAGCAGUGCAUGCCUUCCUCAGUAUGCCUGAGCCAGGUAAAUUGAUUGAGCCAUUGCUUGUCAAAGCCACUGGCUCUGUGUUUUUGAGAAGAUCUGGAAAGAGGAAUAAAAACCAUGUACACGUUGGCUUUGCGUUGUUAUGCUCCUAAUUGGAAACUAAUUAAUUAAUGACCCUCGCCUCGCCGACUCGUCCUGUCCUGCAUUCUGACCCUCGCGAUCACCAGUCCCUUGAGAAGUACUUUCAGACCUGACACAAAUUUCCACGUUGUCACCACCAUGAAUUAUAGCAUUUUAACUGCCUGUUACGUUUUUUCUCUGCUGUGUUUCACCUGGACUCUUGACUUUCCUCCUCGCGAGGUCGCUUUUUAAAGUACUGGCUGAUUUUGCCUGUCAUAACUGCAACGCUAAAAACGGAGGAAAUUUUUUUUUAAUAAACACGUCAUGCUUGGAUGCAAAAAAGAGAAGCAGUAUUUACCUGUUUGUACCAUCCGCCAGGGAAAAUCAGGACGCCGAUAGCACCAACUAGCGGGAAAAAACUUGAAAAAACAUGAUUCGAUCCGUUUCUUCUUCGGUAGAUGCUUCAGGUCUUUCCGGUGCACUGCUGUUGAUAUAGCGCCUCAAUAGUGGCGCAACGCUGCAACUGCAGUUAAAAUACGUUGCUGCUGCAGAGGGACAUCAAUCGCUCAAUCAACACAGCUGGAGCUUUACGCUGUGUUGAGCGAAAUCAAUCGCUCUGGCUGGGGGCGGCACAAAAUUAGGUGGAGGCGGCCGCCACGCAAUUUUGAACGCAGGAAAAACCCUGCAAGAUCAUAAAUCGACCAUAAUUCAAAAGCAGUAAUUGAGCAAAAUUCAAUUCUGACAUUUGAUCUAACAUGUGCUUGAACCUGCCCUGUCCAUAUCUUUCACUUAUAUCUUUCAUUUAUUUUCAUAGCCGUUUCUAACAUGCCCCCCCCCCCCCUUAUAUAUUUAGGAGGACAUGACCUGGGUCCUGCACAAAGUAACCUGCGAACUUCAUAAUAUGUUAAAGCCCCGAGGGGGGAGUAACCUUACACCACUUAAAACAGGGAGUAUUGCAGUUGUAGAAAUUGUUACUCCUCUAAUAUAAGUCAAUUUGGAACGUGAAAUGAUGAAAAAAUUCAAAACAAAUUACAGAUGAUUUAGUGAUACAGGCUGUACGAUUUACAUGGCAUCAAGUGAACAAGCAGAGUACCGGCACUUUUGUCUUCAAUCCCCAAUAUUUUCUAUUCAUCCUACCAUCCAUCACCUGGCCUACUCACUCAUGGGGAAGUUUUUAAAUGGUUUCCUGCUGCCAUUUCUCCUCAUUUACCUGGGGUUUUUGUAAACUUUUCACUUGUGGCUGGUAGGAGAAAGUGCAUGUAGAGUCAGCUUAAGCAGUUUGAGUUCACAUAAACAUUUCUGGAAAUUUUCAGGUGGAAAGACUUGAUGUUAUGCACCUUCAACUUUUAAGGAACAAAUUUUUCAAAAGUAGCUGUGGCUAAAAGAAAAGUCAUACAAAUGUUUUUCUGCACUUCAUCGCAAUUGUCUCUUCAUGAAAAAAACAUAUUCUGAAUUAAAAAUAUGUAAUGAUCAAAACACUGAAGCAUCAAUUCAGAAAUGAUAGCGCAUUGUGGGAAGUUUGAAAAGGCCUACCAUUGACUCAGCAAGCUCUAAUAUUACUCUUGAAGACUGGCAUUAUUACCAGCUGUACUAAAAACAAAGUAAGGCUGCAGAGAGCAACUGCAGUUGGGUAAAAACUUCAAGGCUGCAGAUUAAAGCAGCACAGGGGAGUGAAAGGAUGGGAGAUACACAAUGGGGUAAAAAAGACAGAGAGAAGAUAGUGGAGUGAAAGGUAUGGAGGGGUUUCACAUCCCAGUACUGUGCAACAUGAUAACCACAGAAGUGCAUGGUGGGAGACAGGAAGAGGAGAGGAAUCUCUCUGAUAACAAACGAAAAACAACAGAAGGCAGGCUGCAGAUUAAAAGACUGACGCAUGAGCAAAAAGACACGUGUGCAUGGACACACAUAUACAAACACACAACCAUAAUCUCUCUCUAUCAGGUAAACCAGUGUUUACAGUUUGAGGCCACACCCCAAACACAUCAUAAAGCAGCAGGAAAAAAAACACUAGACAUACAGCAGCUCUGUCUAAAGAAAGCAUCUUUCCUAAAAAAAUAAAUAAAUAAAAUAAAAUGAAAUUAACAAUUCCUCUUUCCAGCAUUUAAUUGUAGCUCACCAACAGGAAUUAGAAGGUGUUGGUAAAACUAAUAAAUAAUAGACUCUGUUGGAGACUUUUAUCAACAUUUUAGUGUGUAAUCUUGACUGCUCAGAUUAUAGUUUGACUGAAUGAAAGCAAAGAGCAAGUAUAUACGUUGCAGCAAAAAUAUUUGACUCUGUCGUCUAUCAGGAAGUCUUUAAUUGGAUUAUCAAAAGUAUUUGUUUAAAGUGGUAACAAAGUAUGAAGAUGGUCUGGAGUUACAAUUUCUAUCCCGGUUGUUAAAACCCAACCCCCUUUCUGAAUAUAAACAUGGUGUCUGCUGGUUCACAUGAGGUGACUGUGCCUUGGGAAGGGGAUGUUGCAGUUGUAUUUUGUUUAUGAAGAAAUGCUGAACAUGGAGGACCCAGAAAAUAAGGUUAAACAAGGAGAUGGUGAAGCAUAGGGGUCUGUUGUUUUCUUGAUGUAGUAUUAGUCUUUAAAAAGAAGAAAUGUGUUGUCCCUUCUCAUACAAUGGUGGAAAGUCAUUAUUGGAGUUGCAUUUCUAUAUUUGGUUCUAGUUUGGAGGAUGGCUGUAAAAGAUAUUUCGUGGGCUAAAAAGAGGAAAGGCAGGAAAGACCAAAAAAGGAAUAAAGACAGAGGCCCUUUUUAUGUAAGUAGUUCAAGGUGCAAUAUUUACACCCCUGUAUCAUCUCAUCUUCAAUACAAAUACCACAAAGGUGCUGUAGAAGAACCAAAGUGUACCAUUACUGUGCUAGCAGUCAAAGUAGUAACACACUCAGAAAAAUAAAUCAUGGCAUAGUUUACUUUAAAGUAUUAACAUCUAUUUGAUUUUAUUUAAAUUAUGACAGUUUUCAGACUUAUUUAUUCCAAUUUCCUAAAUUAGCAUAAAUCUGUUUAUUGUGAAAACAAUUCUAUUCAAUCAAUUAAGACUUAAUAUAGUUUAAAUAUGACGAACUAUGUGAUUCAUUUUGUUAAAAUUUAUGAGACAGCAACAAAGUGGAAUUUUCAGUCAUGAAUGCAUAAAUCUGUCAUUAUUUAUUCUUAACACAUUGGGUUUAUUGGUAUUAUUUCAUAAAUCUGAUUAUUCAUUGUGUCAUUUACAUUUGACUGACACAGAUAAGGCACAUAAAGUUUAUUGACUUGUUUACGUUAAAUCUAAGUAAUUCAAAUGGAUGGACAUUUUAUAUGCAGUUUGGCCUAACUAUUUCUGUGAGUGCAGAGGCCUCAGAGAAAUGAGAUUGUAUCUAAAGUCCCAUUCCUACACACUGUACCUUUAGGUGAUGUCAGACAAACUCUAAUGCGAGCAUUCACCACCUCAGAGCUAAUAAUACUGUAAGCUAAAACUACAAGGCUAUGAAAUGGUUAAAGUUAGCUAUUCAGUGAAUAAAUGCGAUGUUGGCUGCUGUCUUUUGAAGGGUGAUCAGAUAUCUAAAUAAUUUACGAUGCAUGGUGUAAAUGUGGUUGGAAAAAAGUUAAUUCAAAGGAAAACUUAAAACAGGAACAUAAUACUUUCUGUGUUUGACAUCAUCUCAGUUUCCCGGUACCAAGCUUUGCAUUAGCGGACAGUUUCUUCCAAUUGAAUAUGUUUAAUAAGCCCACAGGUUAACAUAAAAGAUGCAGUUCAAGCGUAUGUUAGUAAAAAGAGGAAUAUGUUUGAUGCUGUUUUAUUUCAUAAUGAAAUUGAUGCCUUUAACUAGAUCUUGCUAACCUUUCAAAGCUUAUCUUAUUGGUGAGAAUUGGCUCACAAGAUUUGUUAAGAACUCCAUAAAAACAUGUGUAUAAGCCUGCUUUUGAGUUGGGGUUUCUAGUAUCAUGGGUUGUGGGUGCAGUGCAGUAGGAGCCCAAAGACUGACAUCAUAGCUGAUGUAACCCUGUGGCCACAGUGCUGACAGUCCCCCCCAGAUGAUUUACAGGGUCCAAAAGAGGACAGAUGCAGUUUUCUGGAAGACUUCACAGAGGAAGAAUGCUGACUGUGUGAGUGUGUUCAUGUGUUCAGAUCAGUUUGUGUCUAUUCGUUUGAGGGCUGGACAUGUUUCAUUGGUCAAGUGCUGCUUGUUAUUUAUUCCCUCUUAUGCAAGGGACAAGGUGGGUGUGGGUCACCUAGAUUAAAUCAAGUCAUUUUGGCUUAUUAAAGUAUAUCUGGGAAGUGGUGCAAGUUGUUCAAGUGGGGCUCCAAAGAAAUAAACAUUUCCAUUUAGACUUGUCAGUGCUUUUGCUGACCAAUCUCUGUCAAUACAGAUGCAUGGAAAUCAGACAUCUGCAUGCAAGUGCAGCCAAUAAUCAGCUUCUAGACAACAUCUCUUAACACUGAUUUCAUUCUCGCCUCUUUAGUUGCUACUGAACCGUAAACAAUGGCAACACACAUACAAGAAAGUCCAUGUUUGUCUCUUAUUGGUGAUUGCUAACUGCUGGCUGCAUCAAAAGCCCCCCAAAAGUGUCUAGUGCUCCCAUCGGCUGUAUGCCCAUCAGAUAAUACAUGUUUCACUUUUGACAGCUGCAUGAUCUGACCCUCAGAAAUCCCAUGAAUUCAUUACUUACGUCACUAAAUCUGCUUCAGUGUAUUUUGGAAAAAUAUUUCCUUUUUUUUUGUCAGGAAAAUCAUUUUCUUCUACUAUGAAGUUCAGGAAACUUAAACUGUGUGAAAAUUACCCUCAUUCUGGUGCAUAGAAAAAACGUCUAAGUCUUUUAAGGAAAGGGAAUGCAUAUAUAUCCAUAGUACUGUGGGAAAGUAGUAGAUACACAAAAUAAUUUAUGCAUCAUUUGUGGAAGACUCAAAAUGUUUUCAAUGAUUAACUACUAUAUUUCUUCUUUUGUUACAGGUGUAAGCUUUUAUGAGGUGAGCAGACAGCUGUCUCUCAGCUCUAUUAGUGUGCUUGUGCUCGUGUGUGUGUGUGUGUGUGUGUGUGUGUGUGUGUGUGUGUGUGUGUGUGUGUGUGUGUGUGUGUGUGUGUGUGUGUGUGUGUGUGUGUGUGUCCAUGAUUUCAUUCCAGGAUGGACUUACUUAGGCUUGGCCCAAGGGACGUACAUUGUCAUGUUGCCAAAAGGUUCAUCAUGCUUGGGGAAGGGACUCCUCCCUUCAUUUAAACUCUGUCUGAUCUCUGUCAACAGGGCAUUACGUUGUGUAGUCAUCAUAACCCGAAACAGACGCUGGAUUUCUUGCUCAUCCCUUUUACAUUCCAGCUGACAAUACUCAUUGCAGGUCACACUUCAUAUUAGGUUACACGUCUAGUACCAUUGUCCUUAAUUUGUAGUAAAUGAGCUUGGAUGCUGAUGUAUGUUUCCCUGCAGAUAUCAGAAUAACUUCUCCAAUAUGUGAUCCCAUAGGAAAGUGUUAGCAAGGCAGAUUUUCAGAUGAGAGUGCUUAAAAGGAUCCAUCACUGUCCAAUUAUCUUCAUCUGUACAGCAUGUUUUAUUUAGUCCUUCAUUAUAGAGUGGAUGCUUUAAGGACACACUACAGGGCAGAAUAGAGAAAGUAUAUUAGAAAGCUGCAAUCUGUCAAAUGCCAACUCUGCUUCUAGACUGGCCAGACAGGAAGCAGUUUAAUGCUCCAGCUCUGAUAUAAUGCCUAGCUCUCAGUGUCGUUGAUAACAAUAGAAACAUCAACAUAUAUUAAGCAGUUUGAAUGAAGCCUAAGAGAGCUGUGACCAAUGAUCAGUCAACUCAAAUGACAGGAAGAUGGUCAGAAAUCCAACCAUCAACUUUCCCUAACUGGAUGACUGUUUCUUUAAAGCUUGUGAAGGAGGCAUGUAGUUAGUGAAACUUCAUCUUGACAGAAAACUAGAAUUUAGUUAUAGGAAAUGGUUGUAAAGCUUUGAGGAGAUUUUUGUUGGUUUUGAAACAGACUCACAUAAACAGUUAUGCCUUGUUUUGACCUAAAAAGCAAAAAAGGACCAUCAGUAACAGCACUGGGAUUCUCAGAUUGUAAUGUUGAAUGGCUGUAGCCAUGGUGAGGGGGUAAAUGUCAGAGCAGAUGACAAAAUGUAACUGAAGAACUGCUUUUUAUUUUGUUUUUCAACAGCAAACAUUACCUAAUAACAAAUGGUGCAUAUGGUAAAUUGAGAAUGCAGAAUGUGAUUUUUUGAUUAGAAAACACACACAUGUGCAGCACAAGGUCAGUACAGACAAAAAGUAUAUUGCUUUGUUCUCAAGGGGUUUCAAAAUUGACAAAAACAGACAGUCCCUCACAGGAGCUUAAAGGUGGGGUAGGCAGGAUCUGAGGAAGUGCCAGUUUUUGGAAGGAAUCUUGAAUGUAAACACUACCCCUCCCAACUAGUUUUCCCCUCAGCUCCUCCUCUCUCCUCCCUCUCUGUUACAGCAAGCCGAGCCCACAAACGGACACUUCUGCUCACUUGUAUCAUUUCAAUUAAAUUCAGAUAUAAUGCAAAUAAAUACUUGAGAUAAUUACAAAUGAGGCCCAGUCAACGUGAAAGCAAAAAGCAUUGGUGCUACUGUAGAUGCCAACAGACUACCAGCAACCACAAUGUUUGCAGGACUUCUAUGACUAGGACAAAGUGACAUACUCCAGGACCCGAGGUAAACAACACAUAGCAGGUCCCAUUUGACAAGAAACACUUCUGUUACAGAGACUUGGCUUACUUUGUUAAGCGGUUUACCUGUCCAGCAGAAAGGUUACAGGGUCCGUAAGAUCCCGAAGCAUCCCCCAUCGACCUGGCUUCUUAGCUCUUUUGGAUGUGGCAGCCCGGUCUACCUCCUUUUAAGCGCCCAUUAUUCCGCCAGAGUGUCCAGUAUUUACUUUGUUUUCUUGCUUGUGUUGGCAGUCGUGGCCAAAGGAGGAUUCAGACAAUUUCCCAUACUUUCUGGUUGGUUUCUACUGUCCAUUUGUUUUAAUUGUGAGCCACAAUAAACACAAAGUAAAGGAAUAAAAUAAGGGAUUCGUCCUCUUGGGAUCAUGAAUGUUCUAAGCAGGUGUAGAUAUUUUUGUAAAAGUGUAACAGUAUUGAAAAUUUGAAGUUGGAAAAUUGCAGUUUUGCAAUACUGACACUUACACUUACUGUAAGGAAUUUCUGUUUGUGUUGGGCUUUGACAUACCCUGUGAAUUAAGUGAAAUCACUGACAUAUUUAUAUAUCUUGGGUGUUUUCAGACAAAUUAUAUUUUCCUGCUUUCUGUUAACAGCCAAUUGUAAAUAAAAGCUCAUUCUUUUGCAUUAAGUCAGUCAUUUUGUUGACACUUAACCCCCUCUGCAGUGGUUACAGACAUCAAAAAGUAUAUUAAAUAAUGAUUAUGUCUGCUAUAUUCAAAUUAUGUGCUUGAACCGAGAGGUUGCUGCAAGUCUGGUCUCUCUCUAUUAUUUGUAAUUUUUGCUAGAUUUUUUUUUCAUUUUUUUUGGAGUCUUUUUUGUUGGCUGCUGAUAGAUACUUCUGCUGGGCAAAGAGUUUAUUCAAGAGAAGGGCUCCUUUCACUGAAACAAAGCGAAUCUGGACAACAGCAUCCAAUGACAUCAGGAGGUGUUAUCGUGGUUGCCGGGCUGGUGCAAAGGUGUAGGCAAAGCUGAAUGCUAGGAGGUGGAGCUAUAAACCCUUUCUGCCAUCAGUCUUCAUGGGAAACGUCAACUCUCUGCCCAAGAUGGAGAUCGUGGCAUGUAUCAGAAAUGAACAAGAAGCUGAAUACAGAGAUCUUAUAAGAGCCUUCAGUGACUGGAGUCACAAAAACUGCCUCCUCCUCAACACCUCAAAGACAAAGGAGAUGGUCAUUGACUUCUGCAGAUCCAAACCCCCUCUUCAGCCAGUGAACACCUGUGGGGUGGACAUCAAGGUGGUGUCAUCAUAUAAAUACCUAGGUGUACACCUGGAUAAUAAGUUGGACUGCUCUAAGAAUAUAGACCUUAUCUACAAAAAGGGGUAGAGAUGCCUCUUUUGCUUUAGAGGACUCCAAUCAAUAGACAUCUGUAGUAAGAUGUUGCAGAUGUUUUAUUAGUCUGUGGUGUUAGUCCGGGAGCCAUGGGGGUGAACGUAGUUUCGACGGUUAAAGAUUUUUUCUCAACUGAUUCUUGCUGCUGGGGGUCCCCUCUUAAGGACUCAAGAGGGUGCCCAGUGAAAUCCAUGGAGCAUUUUUAGGGCCCGAGCGUAGCUGCUAAGCAGCUGCGAGAGCCCUAAAGAAAGAAACAAAGAAAAACCACUUGGGGAAUAAUAGGGCUCUCGCAGCUGCUUAGCAGCUACGCUCGUUUGUUAUUGACCCUUUAAUGCCCAAAACACAAAAAAUUCACCCAAAAUAAACUUCUACGGUAUUUCAUGCAAAAUACCUGAUCUAAAUGCAUAAAAUUUGCUUUCUACAGUUUGUAUCCAUGUAAAUGGAUGUGUACAGUGCAUUAGAUUUAAAUGUAUGCAUUUUUUAAAUAUUAACCCCCUCCUGCCCAGAACAACAUAAUCUUUAAACCGUGAUAUUGUACAUGCACAGAAAUCAAAUCAAAUGCAUUAGAUCUGCUUUCUACAAAGUCUAAUAGUGGAACUGGUCAUGUUUCCUUUUGGAUGAAUGCAUAGCAACCCUUUGAGGCCAACCAUCUUUUAGUCAUUAACCCUUAAAUUCCCAAAACAAAAACAAAACAAAAUACACAAAAUAGGGUUUUAUGGCAUUUUAUGCAAAAAGAUUGAUUUAGCGCAUCAAAUUUUAUUUCUAGUGUUUAUCAAUGAACGUGGAUGUGUAAAAUUUAGUUUUCUGAUCUCACAUUAAAACAUUUUAUAGAUAUUAACUCCUUCACACCCGAAGCACCAAAAUCCAUUAAAAUGUUGAUUUAUGACAUUUUAUGCACAGUAAAUCAAUUCAAAUACUUCAAAUUAGCUGUAUAAGAAAUUAGUAAUGUUAUGUGGAAGUGGUCGUAUACAGCAUAUCCCAUGUUAAGGUCCAAUGAUACCAAAGAUCCACACUUUCGUGAGACCCAAGAAUCAGAGACAGAGAGAAGAACAACAUUUAAAGGAAUUUAUGGUUGGCAUGAAGGUUUCCACUAACUGUUUCAGGCCUAUCUUGAGCAUCCUACAACAUAACAGUGACAGGACAUUGUGCAUGGCAAACCAUGUACUCUGCAACUGCAUUUUUUGGAAUUACAUGGAUUUUCAGUUUUGCAGCCACAUUUAAUCAUUUGCAGAAUGUAGUCUGGGGCAGGUUUGCAACAUUCAGGUAGAGUGGUUGGGCUCAGUGACCUGUUAGCCAUGUCUUUUUUCUAUCCAAAUUUCACUGGGUCGAAUGUUGGUGGAAGAUGCCCGUCAACAUUUCGCCACAAAGCAGCUUGAAAGUGGGCCCUCUUGACAUUCUCAAUGAACGAUUCCCUGGUAGGUGGUAGUGCAGGUAGGUUUGGAGCAGACGUAUGUCCUUUCCCAUUUUUCUUCCCCCAAACUAGAAGUCUAGUGCGUGACAUGUCAUGGCUUUUCUGUAUGCCAUAACAGGCUGAUAUGAAUGCAGUGGCUUGGUCAAUUACUUUCUGUAAUGGUGCAUCUACACUCACCGGCCACUUUAUUAGGUACACCAUGCUAGUAACGGGUUGGACCCCCUUUUGCCUUCAGAACUGCCUCAAUUCUUCGUGGCAUAGAUUCAACAAGGUGCUGGAAGCAUUCCUCAGAGAGCUUGGUCCAUAUUGACAUGAUGGCAUCACACAGUUGCCGCAGAUUUGUCGGCUGCACAUCCAUGAUGCGAAUCUCCCGUUCCACCACAUCCCAAAGAUGCUCUAUUGGAUUGAGAUCUGGUGACUGUGGAGGCCAUUUGAGUACAGUGAACUCAUUGUCAUGUUCAAGAAACCAGUCUGAGAUGAUUCCAGCUUUAUGACAUGGCGCAUUAUCCUGCUGAAAGUAGCCAUCAGAAGUUGGGUACAUUGUGGUCAUAAAGGGAUGGACAUGGUCAGCAACAAUACUCAGGUAGGCUGUGGCGUUGCAACGAUGCUCAAUUGGUACCAAGGGGCCCAAAGAGUGCCAAGAAAAUAUUCCCCACACCAUGACACCACCACCACCAGCCUGAACCGUUGAUACAAGGCAGGAUGGAUCCAUGCUUUCAUGUUGUUGACGCCAAAUUCUGACCCUACCAUCCGAAUGUCGCAGCAGAAAUCGAGACUCAUCAGACCAGGCAACGUUUUUCCAAUCUUCUAUUGUCCAAUUUCGAUGAGCUUGUGCAAAUUGUAGCCUCAGUUUCCUGUUCUUAGCUGAAAGGAGUGGCACCCGGUGUGGUCUUCUGCUGCUGUAGCCCAUCUGCCUCAAAGUUCGACGUACUGUGCGUUCAGAGAUGCUCUUCUGCCUACCUUGGUUGUAACGGGUGGUUAUUUGAGUCACUGUUGCCUUUCUAUCAGCUUGAACCAGUCUGGCCAUUCUCCUCUGACCUCUGGCAUCAACAAGGCAUUUCCGCCCACAGAACUGCCACUCACUGGAUAUUUUUUCUUUUUCGGACCAUUCUCUGUAAACCCUAGAGAUGGUUGUGCGUGAAAAUCCCAGUAGAUCAGCAGUUUCUGAAAUACUCAGACCAGCCCUUCUGGCACCAACAACCAUGCCACGUUCAAAGUCACUCAAAUCACCUUUCUUCCCCAUACUGAUGCUCGGUUUGAACUGCAGGAGAUUGUCUUGACCAUGUCUACAUGGUCAAGACACAUGUGAUUGGCUGAUUAGAAAUUAAGUGUUAACGAGCAGUUGGACAGGUGUACCUAAUAAAGUGGCCGGUGAGUGUAUGUCUCUCAUAGCCGAUAGAUCAUAGCCAGCGUUCAAGACUUUAAUGACUGUGCCUUUUCCCAACCCAUAGAAGGAUGUCACAGUCACAUCCUGAAAUGGCAUGGGCUGGUAAAAUGUUCUUGGCAAUUAGUGGAUCCUUUGCCAGUGUUGACUUUAUGUCAACUAUUGCCUUUUCCUGGCUCGGGGAUUCCAUAGUGAAAGAUACAUCCAGUCCUGACUGUUGAUAGUGGUGAAGGAGGAGGACAAACACAUCUGUGUCAUCCGAAACCACAGAGAUUUUAUGGGCUUCUCCAGCACACACAAGGACUUGUUGGGCAAUGAUUGUGUCAAGGAAUCAAUACAUUAAAUGAAAUAGUUACAAAAUGUGUGAGGUUAGAAAGAGUGAAAACACUUACCAAAUCACUGUCAUCCUAGAAAAUAACUUGUGCAUCCACACAUUAACAGUCUUAGCUCAUGAUGAGGCGAAAUAGCUGAUUCCCUGCUAGCUUAUCAGUUGAAAAAGCAGGAACAAGUUACACAUGCAGGAAUUGUGUUUUUCUUGUACACAGUUAUCAAUUGAUAAUGUAUAAAUAAAAGAGCAUAAUAAAAAUACCAUAAUUCAGGCUAAAUUAGUCAAUUCCCACCCAAAGCAAUGAAAGAAGAGAUGAAAGAAUAAAUAUGUAUUAAUUUCUACAUCUACAUAUUCCCCAGCAUGGGAAUAUGUAGAUGUAGAAUAUGUUCUGUAGAUGUUUUUGUACAGUAUGCUCAAGAUGGAGGGCCUGAAAGGGUUAAAAUGCAUUCAUUCAUUCAAAAGGAAACAUGCUUUACAUGACGAGUUCCACUAUUAGACUUUAUAGAAAGCAGAUCUAAUGCAUUUGAUUUGAUUUCUGUGCAUGUACAAUAUCACGGUUUAAAGAUUAUGUUGUUCUGGGCAGGAGGGGGUUAAUAUUUAAAAAAUGCAUACAUAUUAAAUCUAAUGCACUGUACACAUCCAUUUACAUGGAUACAAACUGUAGAAAGCAAAUUUUAUGCAUUUAGAUCAGGUAUUUUGCAUGAAAUACCGUAGAAGUCUAUUUUGGGUGAAUUUUUUGUGUUUUGGGCAUUAAAGGGUCAAUAACAAAAAAUGCUCCAUGGAUUUCACUGGGCACCCUCUUGAAUCCUUAAGAGGGGACCCCCAGCAGCAAGAAUCAGUUGAGAAAAAAACUUUCACUGACGAAACCACGUUCAGCCAAAAAUCACCCUUUGGCUCCCGGACUGUGUCUACAGUGUUCUGUUCUAUGCUGCAGUCUGCUGGGGAGGAAGCACCAAACACAAAGAUGCAAGACGUCUGAACACACUGGUAAAAAAGGCUGGCUCUGUGGUUUGAUUUAAGUUGGACUCACUGGAGGAUGUGUUGGAGAGAUGUACUCUGAGGAAAGUGGAGGCUAUUCCAAAGAACAUGGAUCACCCACUUCACAACACCUUAAUGGACCAAUUGGGCCAAUGGUGGUGGACGGGUCCUCUCUCUUCGCUGCAGGAUAGAAAGAUUCAGAAGAUCUUUUGUACCCACAGCCAUCAGAAUUUACAACUCUUCUGUAAAUAGUAGAUGACUUUUUGACACAUGACAACUGACCAUUGAAUUUCCCUUCGGGGAUAAAAUAAAGUUAUUCUUAUUGUUAUAGCUUGUAAGAAUGCAUUACUUUACAGUCUUUCUCAGUCGCUUUGAUGCAUUUCUCAGAACAGAGUGAACGUUCUUAGAGCUAUUAGUUGAACUUCUACAACAUUGAGUCAUUUGUGCACAUCAGCAGUAGCAGUUUCUCAUCCCUCUGAACAAAUUGCAAAUGCUCUCGGACAUGUAUCAGUUACUUUCAUACAAUUCUCUGCUGUUUCAUAACAUUAUCAUUUGCUUAUGUCAUGUCAGUCAAAAUGAACUAUACUUAUGAAUGCUGAAUAGUCAUUCCCUAUAAAACUUAUAGUCCUCAUUUCAUUGCUUGAGUCAUUGCAUACAAAAUUGUUGAACUAGUUCUCAAAAUCUGGACAAUUGACUAAAUUUCUUAAUCCUUUUUUUUCCUGAACAUGUCUCCUAAUUUGAACAGUUGCUCUCAGGUGAACCUCAGCUUUCACUCAUGAGGAGGUGUGUGAAGCAUUUGUUGUAACCAAUGUCAAGUCACUUGUCGACAGUCACUCAGAGCUGAAUGCCAUGAACCCUCACUUGGCAAGCAUACGUAAACAAACAGGACAUAGAGUGUACUAUUUCUACAUUUCUGUGACACAAAAAUUGAUGGUCAGUGCUGUGGAGGAGGGGUGAGAAUGUGGGGAGGAAGGGGAAGGGGACAAAACAGGGGCAGAGGAAAAAGAGGUGAAGUACAUAGGCAAAUCCCUGAUGAAAUUAGGGCUACACCUUUGGACCAUUUUGUCAAUCACAGCCUCAUUAUGGCUGAGGCUGGUCGAUGGGUGCAACCAAAUGUAGAGAGAACCACAGUGAAUGUCCAGGAAUAAUUGAUGUUCAGUUUACAGUGAUAUGUACUGUUAUAUUGUUUAUAUUUGUACACAGUUCUACCAAAAUGAUAUUUCUUGUUUGUUCUAAAUAAGUGGCUGUGAUUUUUAUUUAUUUUUUAUUUUUUGCACAAUUCUGUAGAAUUGCAAAGAGCAAAUGCCGUAAACAUGUGAAACAUACAUUCAGUUACCUCACUAUCUACGGUAAUGUGUAACUUUACUGUAGUUUUCAAAUGGCUGUACAGGUAGUGUAUAGUGCUGUCUUGAGCAUUUUCAGGUAGUGUCACCAAGGGCUGACUUUUUUGCAUUGGAAAACACAGAGAGAGUAAGUUUAAUAAUGAAAACAUGACAAAGCCAUUGGACUGUCCUGUGCAUGAACAAUGAUGUUGGGACUAAUUAUUUUGAUAACACAGACAGUGACAUGAAUACUUGCUUUUGAGGAAUCAACUAUUUAUUUUGAGCUAGUGAUGCGCUUUUGCAGGUUAUCCACUAGGUUUCACAGUUUGUACUAAUUGUUCUGAGAAAUGCACCAACUGUUGUGCAAAUGUUAAUAGUGAUGUGAGAAAUACACCAAAGCGAUUGAGAAAAAGUGUACAUUUCUGUCUGUUUCAAAACUUUGUGUCACUGCCACUAGCUCGUGCUGCUAAUGUUUUGCAAAUAGAUCCUUUUACAUUCUAGUUCAAAAAAGUUUCAACAGAGCAUUUCCAACUAUGAAUACAGAAGCAGAUGCUUGUUGGUCCAUGGUGUUAGUGGUGCUGUUAUAAAACAACUUGUCUGGAGUGCUGAAAACACAAACAUUUCACAAAGAUCACUGUAUUCCACUCAUAAUAUUUGCAAUAUCUUGCAAGAGUUGUAACUUUUAUUCUCUAUUUAAUAGAGAACCCAGCUAUACAGGUCCUUAAAUUACAGUAAUAAGGUCAAACUCACUGAAGACUCCCAUCAGGGCUCCUUAGACCCCCCAGGAUCCACUCGUCUCCACAGGCACUGCUCUCUCAUCUUUCUCGGCAUCAGGGAACCUAAUCUCCCUCCUCAACCCCUAACCUCCCCCAGGCACAUGGGGGAUCCAGAGAAAGGAGCAGGAAUGUGAUGCCCUUCCCCCUUUCUCCUGCUUUUAAAGCCCUCUUUUACAUAUUAGCAAAACUCCAUGCCCCUUAAUAAGUGAUUUCUACCCCACAAUAAAUGACAGAAUCAGCUUUUACUGGGCGCCAACAAUGUGUCUGAGGUUUUUUUUUUACUUGUCUGUAAUGCAAGAUUUAAUAUAACCCUCUUAGCACUGGAUACUCUAUACUGAAACUAUACACACACACACACACACACACACACACACAUAUAUAUAUAUAUAUAUAUAUAUAUAUAUAUAUAUAUAUAUAUAUAUAUAGAUAGAUAGAUAGAUAGAUAGAUAGAUAGAUAGAUAGAUAGAUAGAUAGAUAGAUAGAUAGAUAGAUACCACUAAGUACUAAGCCAAGUACCCCUUGUCUAACCCCUGCAGAGGUCUUUUCUAUUCAAAUCAGAAUCGCUCUUCUAUUUGGUCUAAAGCUUCUAUCUGCACUUACAUUUGAACAUUUAAACAUGCAUUUCUGUUGAUCAAAACCUACUUCAAAGGUUACAACCUUGUCCAAUCAGCAAUUUGCAAGCUGUAAUGUGCUUUUCAUUUAUGUUUUACAUACACUGUGGUUUGUAGAGGCCAUUUCAAGCUCCGGUAGAGGAUACUUUAGAUCUCUACUUCCCAGUUUUAACAACCCAGUCUGUACUACAAGGCAAGAUGAUGCAUAACAACAACUGGAAUGCCAAAUUGCUGGUGCAGAUAUGCUUGGAAUGCAAGAAUAACAGAUGUCAGAGGCAGACUAAACAUACCCUUCUGAUAGAAAUGCUGCUCUGCACUCCAAUUUAAAAGCCAUGUUUUUCCUGUGAGGGUUCAACCCAACUACCAACAAGAGCUGUUUCAGGUGGUAUGCAAGAUAACAUUUGCUUUGCGGAGCUAGCGUUUUCCUCAAAAUGCCACAAAUGUAAACAUAACUCAAUUGUUUCACAGUAAAAAUAAACUAAAUAGAGUUGCAUAAUUCUCCAGUCACAACCAUAACGUUCACCUCGUCAAACCACAUUGAUUGACUACAGUAAUGAUCUCUGUAGGAAAAGUUGGUGGUCACAUCAUGCUGAGAGCUCGAGGAAACAUGCAAAAGGAAGAGGAAGCAGUGAUGUCAAGAAAUGACUGUGUUUCCUGUCUGACAUUCUUAUCCAUCCCUUCAGCUCCACACUAACAGGAGGGAAGGGGUGAUGAUGUGGGAGGUUAAGAGGAUAGAACAGAUGGAGGGGAAAGCAAAGUAAAGUUGAAAGAGAGGGAUUAAAGAGGACUGCAGUGUGGAAUAAGCAGACACAAACGCUCAUUUCAAAGUAGGAAAAAGGGAAUUAAAGUGGAAGAAAGGAGAGGCAUGAAGUGAAAAAUUGCUCUGAUCUCAGUCAGUCUCACACACUGGAAGCCCUUGUUUCCCUUUCCUCCAAUUAUUUCAACAUCAUCCUUUGCAGUUCUUGGAAGAGUAGGAGGUAUUUUCUUCUCUGCUGUCGGAUGAUGUCAUUCAUUUCUUUACAGGCAACAAAGAGAACCUCCGCCCAAUACCCCAACCCCCAACCCUACAUCCUGCCAGACCAUUGAGGACCCCUCCUCAAACAUUCCUGAACUGAGGCACGUUUUCUGAUUUUUUUUAAAGAUAUGUAGGGUGUCGACCCUCCAAACGUGGCUCUGUUUUCGCCUGACUUAGCUGCAGCCAGAAAAAAAAGAAAUGCUGUGAUUGCAGCUUGUUUUAACUAGAAAAGCACUCAGAGAGCACAGACCUCUGCCAAGCAGCUCAUGUCCCCCCUUAUAUUGUGAUUCACAGCAAAACUUUUAGUGUUACGUGUCUUUUAUUAACUCUUAUUUAUGUUUAAACUGGUAUGUUCACCGUUCAUAACGUUCCUAAAACAAGAAAUGCCCUGACCCAGAACCUUCUGGCUGUGAGGCGACAGUGCUAACCACUACACCACUGUGCUGCCAAUCUACACCACUGUGCCGCCCAUUGGUUAUCUUUCAGCACUGAAUAUUCCAACGACACCCUUAUUUUUGUGUGUUCUGGAUCACAGUAUCCGGAAUUUUGUCUGGAUCAGGAUCAACCUUUGACACCUCAUAAAACUCAUUGAGAUCCUUUUGUGUAUUUUUUUACGAAAGACUCUGGCCAUUUUUAUAGAGUUAAAUGCAAAAAUUCCCUAAUUUGCCCUAUCUCACAAUGAUAAAGAAUCCUUCAAAAAAUUCGUGGAUCCAGAAGGUGAUCCGGAUCACCACCAAAAUUUAAUGGGAUCCUCCUGGGGCUGAGAUGCACCUCUGGUGAAAAUUUCAGGUCAAUCCGUCUGUUACUUUCUCCGUAAAGUUGCUAACAGACGAACAAACUUACAAACAAACCAACAAACAAACAAACCAACACUACCGAAAACAUAACCUCCUUGGCGGAGGUUAUUAAAGAAAGUGGUUUUUUUUCAAGAGGUAAGAUUGUAGUGACCAGUGGUUUUCAGUUUACACCUUUUCGCCAACCUUACUCACCCAGGGUUGAAAAAAAUGAUCAAAACCCACUCUUUCUGACAGUAUCAACCAUAAAUAUUUCUCUAAAUCAAAGAUUUAUCUACACAUCAGACAAUUAAUUGAAUUAGAUGUUGGAAGCAUCAGUUCAUACACACUUAAACCCCCAGCUAAAAACUCUGUGAACCCACCCCUAACAAUACUCCAGCUGUAUUAAAUCAACUUUAAUAUUUGAUUCAUUUUCAAAGAUGGGAUAGCAAAAAAAUAAUAAUAAUAAUAAUAAAAUGCUCCUUCUCUAAGAAUGUUAUUAACAACUCCCAUAAACUGUUUUGAUGUAAAAAUAAUAAUAAUGAAAAAAACACAUAUUUUGGGUUUGGUUAGUGGGCAAACAAGAAAUUUGAAAAUGUUGCACUGUGUCUUCUGAACAAUGUUCAUCUGCUAUUUGAUAAUAUCUAAUGUACUAAAUCAUGAGAAAAAAAAACAGCGGCUGAGUGCAGAAGUUAUUGCCUCAGCUUUGGACAAUCUUUGUCUAUUAUUUUGAAAAACCUGGAAAUGGUCGGUUAGCAGGGCUCAAAUUUCAUUUAAACAGGGCCCACCCCCACCCCCACCCCCACAUGUAUUUUUAAACACGUACAGCUAGGUUUAAAAAUCCACUAGCAGUGUGCUCUGUCCUUUUAAAUGAUCCAUAUGGUUUCUUAUGACAUAUUGCUUAUACUGCUCACUUUCGCCUGAAACUGUGCUGACAGUAAAAUUUCUCAGGAUGUAUGGAAGUCCAGAAAUGUGACUGAUGUGUGUGAGUCAUAUAAAGGAAGUCGGGGUUAGGGGGGGGGGGCAAUCCAGCAGAAGAACUCUCAUCAAACCCUGAUUUCACAUUGGUCUGACUCACUGUCCACUCAGUGUAAUAUACAGUGUUGUCACAGGGGUCUUUGUGUGAUAUACACUGAGCGUGAAAUACUGAACAGAUGAGUCACUGUCAUUACAGAAGGCCUUAGUGAUGUGUCAUAGUGAGAUUUUUAGCGUGUGAUCAAGUGAAUUGAUCUUUUCCAUAAACACCCAUAGGCUUACACUUUGAACUUGUGUUUAUUAAUUUUAAAUGAACAGAAUAAAAGAUAGAAACUUCUCAUAAAAAGAGCCACCAUCUAAAGCCUUAUUGUUCUACUUGAGAAACAAGUUGACCCAAUUUUCCUCUCUCUUUCUUUAUCAGUCAAAAUCCUUGAAGUUUUCCAUUUAUUGGCAUAGAUCUAAGUAUUAAUGAUUGAAUUGACUUGGGGGAAACCCACAGGAUGGUGACUGAUAUAGAGAUAUUAGACAAAGGCUUGUUUUGGAUUAGUUGUACUGAAGUUUUUCAUGGCUGUACUAUUCCUGUCUAGUUUGAUGAAGUUUUUUUUACACCUUUAGAAUGAAGUUAUAGAUUAGCAUGCUGUAUGAUAAUUGGUGUGAUGCUUGGCUGACCAUUUCCAAUCAAGGUUAAAAUAGACAGGGUGUGCUGGAAUAGUUCUAGCUUAAACUUAAUAUUGCAACUCACAGUCAAACAUGAGUACAGUUAUUUGUUAUAAUUCACAUCAAAUUGAAUAUCUCAGUUGAUAGUUGUGUUUUAUAGUAACAAGCAUUUACUAGAAAGAUAGAUAAAGCAAAAGUCACAAAUUAUUAUGCUGUUGUUAUUUUUACUGCUUCUUAUGGUAUUCAAUUCUUAAAGCAAUCAGUUGCUUAGAGAUGCUAUUAGUUAUUCUACUGCCAUUGCCUGGAUUGCAGUCCAGGAUCCAGUACAAAGAUGUUCAUGUUGUUAUACCUAUCCUUAUGGCAUGGAAAAUAAAGCUACUCUUUGGCAAAGUUUUAACCAAUUUAAUGCCAAUCUUAAUAAGUUGAAGGAAAUUCUGCCAAAAAUGCUUUUCUGCAGAAUGAUUCAAUGUAAAGGGGCUGUCAAAGGGUUUUCAUCAAUUUGAACUGAGUGUUAACCUACAGCUGAGUUGUAGGAAAGCUGGGUAAUAAAGUAAGGUAAAAAAAAAAAAGGGCUGUAUUUUGAAGGGUUCUUCUCGAUCCGGAGGUGGCCCACGGGCCAAAUCAGGCCCACCAAACAUGAAAUCUGGCCUGUGGAAUCGUUUUAAUAAUGGAUUAAAAUCUGAUAUUUUUUGCAACAACAGUUGUCAUUUGCAGAGUCCAACAAUUACGCUACAGGUACAAGCAAGGCUGUGGUCAGAGCCCGUUGCUGAAACAAAGGCAGCAUCCUCUUAAGUCAAAAAACUAAAACUGCCUCGCACUCGCUUAAUGUGAUAAUUGGCAUUUCCCCCCAGUCAUCAUUUUUUGAAUGUCUGGGGAUAUGUCACUUAAAUCUGAAGUCAGUUCUCCAAGUGGUUCCUCUCUUGGUCUUUAUCACAUUCAUAAAGGAGAAGCUUGACUUGCAUGUGUAUGCGGAAGGGAACAUUGUGAGCAUAUAAAAUACCAGUGCUUUGAUCGUGCUGUACUCAUCAGAACAUGCCACCCAAAAAGUGCGAUUACAGAUGCCGCACUUGGGAGCGCAUCACUGACCAUGGCACUUGUUUGAAAACCACUUAACUGCAUCUGAAGUGUGACCUCAGCUACAAGGUGAGCGUGUCAAACACAGGGAGCACCAGGGAUCGUAAAGAAAGGCAAUGAUAUCUUUUGGGAUCAAGUAGUCCUCAAAUCUUGACCUGAAGUUGUCCCGCUGCUUCUUUAUAAAGUCUAUCAUCAGGUCUGUCUGAAUAAUUUCAUGAACCAAAAGGUUUAUCACGGUCUUAUCUAUCCUUCAGACAGUCAAUGAUUAAUCAACACAUUUUUAUUACAAACAUUCAUCACAAAAACCUAGUGAAAUCACAUCUGGGGCGGUGUUUGUUUCUGGCAUUUCUCCAAACACGAGAUAGCACAGUCCAGUGUUCUGGCCCUACAUUUUGCAGUUCUGACAAAAUAUGGCCUGAGGCCAGGCCUAGUUGCCGACCCCUGUAGAGCUUUAUGUUGUAUUUUAAAAAAGAUAUUAGAUUUUUACACUUAAAUAAUCAGGCAAUACUUAUGGGAGGGGGAAGCACCUAAAGACACAACACAUGCUUACUACCUAUAUUUUGGUAGGUUAAAGCAGCUGGCCUGGCUAUCAAAAAAGUCAUUCUGUGUGCUUAUACGUUGCCCACAAUUAAAAGCCCACACACAGGGGUAAGGGUAGGUCUUCCAGACGGUACUUGAUUACCACUGUAAUCACCCAUUUGGGAGCCCUCUGGUUGGAAUUCACACAUUCCUGAGGGACAAUGCUGAAGUGUGACAGAUCUGAUUAUGCUGGAAUUUACCUGAGGAUUUAUCUGCAUUCCUUCUGGUCUAUCUCCCCCUCAGACAAAAGCCGAAUUAAAUGUGUCUGCAACAGAGAAAUUGAGAGGGGGCCAUUGACAUUCACAGGGAGCAAGCAGCAACUUGAUUGCACUCGACUUCAGGGUUCAGAUUUGUUUGCUUGUUGUAAGAAAAAUGAUCAUCAGAAAGAGUUUGAAUCCACUCAGAUGACACAGCUAACAAGCUAUCAUGGAGUACUUUUUCACUAUUCAAAAUAAGAAUAUCUGAGCCCAGAAAAGACAGACACUUUAUAAAUGGGUUAAAUGUGACUCAAUAAACCACCCAUACUCCACUCUGUUUUCUUUAAAAGAUAAAAGGUGGUUACGCUAAGUCUUGUCAGUCAGUUGUAAAAUCAGUAGAUUUUCAUUUAUAUGGCGUCGAUUCACCUCAGAAACUGAGAUGAGACACUGUGUAUGGAGGAAGUCAGAUCUAUACUUGUGUAAAAGAGUAAUGAAAGACUAAUCAAUUUCUGUGUGAUUAUUUGGAAGUGGUGGCAGAGAAAACCUUCCCUUUCACAGGCAGACACCUCAAGCUGGACCAAACUCACCAGUAAACAGAGAUUUAUCUCAGCUGUAAAUCUUCCUGAGUGAUGAUGGUCAGAGAUCUACAUUUAAUCGUUUGCCCAACAAGCAUUUCUGAGAAAACCCAUGUUAAAAAUUCACUUGUGUCUGUUAAGUCUACACUUUAAUGGUAUCAACAUGAUAUUGUAUUGUUGUGGGAUUGGUUUAUCGAUAAAAGCAGAUAUUAACACAGCCAAACUUUUACCUAGGACCUUGCAUUCAGUAUAUUUACAUGCACGGUUAAGUCAAGCUAUGGCUUGGGCACAUUUAGGAAAUAUAUGUGUCCUUGUCCCAUUAGACAUCUACUUUGCAGGUUACCCCAAAGAUGUUUAACCAGCAUAGUGAAAGUGUACUGAUUUUGGCCGCCACAUUGGUGGGGCCUUUGGAUUUUUGGCAAAAAGCUACAAUAUGUUCACUUGCCAAAUACACCUUGACAUAUGCUUAAUUCUUUAAAAACGUGUAUGACCCUUUUGUCUAGAUAACAUAUAAGUUAUAACAAUGAUGUGAACAAAUAAUGAGUCACUAUUCCAACAAAAACUGCAUUUAAACCAGACCAUAAACAUGUACAUUUUCUGUGAAAAAUUGUCUUUUAGACAUGCUAAUAAUGGGGUCUUUAGGACCCAGCAUUAAGUGUACACUUCAGUUUUUGGCACUCUAAUGGUGGCAGAUUGCAGGUGGAUUUUUUACUCAUGGUGACCGUCACGAACCAUUUGCGUUAUUUUUGUUAAGUAAUUAUACAAAAACAGAGACUUGACAAAAAGCCAUCCAAACUGUGUUGCAUCCUUUGAAAUACUGUUUUGUCAAGUUAAGAAUAUAACCAUAUAAAAAUGAAUAAGGAUUAAGAUGAAGAGCUCCAUAAUAAACUCCUGAAACAGCUUCUGUUUUGCCUCUAUCAACAGUCUUCUUCCUGACAUGAACCAUGAGAUUCAAGGGAGAGCUGGGUCGCCUCCUCAAAAGGGGGAGUAGUGGAGAGAGGGUGGGGUGCUUGUGACUGUUUUUAAGUUGGUAUUUUGUGGAAAGACUUUUGUAUCUGAGUCAGAUAAGUACAUUUCAAUGCAUCAUUUUGAGGGUAACUCAGAAAGAGGCUGCUACAUUAGAUGUUAAAUCUAUAAAAGUUCAGUCAUUUUGCAAAGGAAGGUGAGAAAUGCUUCCUGAAGAGAUCAUACUAUGAGCAGCCCCAGUCAUCCUGGGAGAAUGGGCAGUGAGGUCUGAGUGGAGGGUAAGUGGAUGAGAAGGGGCAGGAAAAGGGAGGGGGUUCCAUUCAAAACAGCUGAAGAAAAGAGAGGGAGGUGGGAGGGAGAGGGAGGCAGGGGUGGUCCUAACAUGACGUGUGUCAGUCUGUAGAAAUGUGUGUGGAGCUCUGUCUUCUGUUCACACUGGCUGAGAAGUACUGGAAGAGACAGAAACGCAGGACCUAUCCUCAGACCUCGAGAACUAAAGACGGAGCCACCUCACACGAACAAAGCCUGAGAGUUUUUAUUACUGAGUGAGCAGAGACGCUAUAGAAAAGAGCAGCAACUACUAAGAGAAUUUUUGAAACACUUCUAUAAUUAUCUGAUUUGUUUUUUCAGUAUUUUGAAUUUUAAUACUCAUUUUUUAAGAAAGGAAUUUUGGACUUUUUCAAAUGCUUGGAACAAUAACUUUGACAGGUAAGCACAUUACUGUAGGAACAUUUGAUAUUUAAAUAUUGAGACAUUUGACUUUUGUGAUAUGGAGUUGUGUCUGAUGUGACCAGACAGUUCUUUCUUAUACUUUCAAGAAGUUGAAACUUCAAUGGCCUCCUCCAUUCUUACAAAGCAAGUGUUUGAGACCUAAAGCAUUGAUGUUUUCUUGAUACUCACCAAGAGCAUUAUUGUCCUAAGGGUGUGGUUAGCGGUGCUUGUGAUGUGUAGAUGUCCCAGCAGAGGCAAGUUAUAUCACUGUAGGUGGUUUUGUCUCAGUAAAUACUAAAGAAAACCCAAAGUAAUGCUUGUAGAGUAAAGUCAGUCCCUUCAUUGUAAUCUGUUAAGGCUGACAGCAAAAGGGCAUUACGCAUUAGUUUAUCUUCCCUGUGUAUGACUAGCACAUUACCAGGAUAAUUACGAUGCUGACAGCAUCCUCCAUUUCCCAUCGUAGUGCUCUGUGGUGAGAACCUGUUUACGUGCUGCUGUAAUGUACACCAUUCAUGCUGCUGAUCCUACUGUACCAUGCCAAACCAACUGCUGUUUGCCCUGACAUCAGAUCACACUUCCUCCUAUACUGCCAGGCUACUCAGUUUGAGAGAAAUUUCUCAGUCAUAGCUGCCAGACUGAAACCUUCCAAGAUGCAUUUGCAGAAUUAUUCUAUGAAGCUGCUUUUAGCUUUCCUGCCACCAUGCGAGCCAGCACUCUGAGCAUUUACCGUCAUGGGCAUAUGUUAUUAAUUACAUGCCAAGACUGAUCCUUCUUUGGGGCUUAUAACUGGGAGUGAUGGUUUCAACCAAGCAAGUCCGUAAUUUCUUGCUUGGUGGUGCAUAUUAGAGCAUUGAUUUGAAUAGGCAUAAAAUGUGUUCUCAACACCUUUGCUGGAGGUUUAUUCAACACACAUGCACAUCUCACUUCAACCUCUGCAAAGUUGGUUGUUGAAGGUUAGUGAUGUAGAUGUUUGGGAUCCUGUGGAGACCCAUCUCUGAUACAGAAAGAGGGUGUUAGAUAGGGUCCUUCGGGGGAUGGUGUGGAGCCAUCUCCAGGCUUUUCUAACUGCUUUUUUUAACUGCUUUAAACUCCUUUUUUUAGUGUGUCAGCUCAGACAAUGGUAAUUACAUGAUGGAUUUGCAUAUAUUUUGUUAAGUUUGUAAAUAGAGUAAAUAGAGUACAAAAACCUGCACUAGUGCAGCAACAACAGAAACAACAGAAAACCUCUCUGGAGUGUAUUUACAACAAUCGUUUUUUGACUGUGGUGAGGAUAUGCAAUAUAAGAGCAUCGUCUUUCAAACUGACUUACACACACACACACACACACACACACACAAACAAAAUUAAAGCCUGUUUCCAGUACAACACAAGCAUUUCAGCUAUGAACGUGUGUCACUGAUAAGCAACACCCACUAAAGUUAGUCAAAGCUGCAGCCCUAGGGCAUACCCUCCCUCCCCAUUUCUUCCAACCUCCCCAGCAUCCCUUCAUCUCCUAACUGUCCCCUUCUAACCCCCGGCAGCCUUACCCAUCACACUUGCAUUCUUUCUGGUACAGUCGUUAUUCAAAACACCCACCCGCCUCCCCCUCCUUCUUCCACACCAUGCAUUAACCAGCCCCCCACUUCUGAACCAAAUCAAUUUAGGGAUGUUAACAGUUGUGUGCCUGUAAAAAGGAGGAAAAAGCUGGGCCGGAAAACAAAGAUAAAAAAAACGGGAGAGAUGCAAGUAGUCUGUUAAAUCAACAUGGCUCCUGGUUUACUAUGCAUGUAGACACACAUGUUCACAGUAAACCAAAUAGUUCAGAAUAUCUCAGUUAGAUUACCCCAAAGGUGGUUGGUUAGGGUAUGUUUGUGGUCUGGUCCUGCUGGUUUUAACUUACAAGUUGAACAACUGUAUUUAGGCAGUUUUUAAAAAAAUAACUUUUAGGCAGAAGAGAACCUACUCGCUAAUAAAAAUUGUAUAUGUGAUGUGGUUUCUGCAGUACUUUUUAUGCUUACACCAGUUGAGUAAAGUCAGCAAACUUCCUCCAUGCUGCUACAGGUCUUGAUAGAAACAAAAAAGUUCACCACCCCCCAGCCUUUAUUACCAGAGGCCAGUAAGGGUUACAUGGCUUUUGUGUUUGGCUGUGUGUGUCUUGGGAAGGGGGUGGACCCCAUCCAUCCUGCUGUGGUGGAAUUUGGGUCAAGGGGAUUUGGAGUUGAGGCUUGUAUUGUUUGGUUUGAAUUCUACACCAGCCCUAGCCAGACACAGUUUAACCGAAAAACAAACAAACACUGAAGCUCUCUGGCAUUGCAAUUCAGAUUAUCUUUAGAGCAUCCCAAAAUAAUCCUCCUAAACACAUAGUCAACAGCAUUGCUCACAUUCCUUUGAAGACAAGUCUAUACAUAAGAUAUGGGCGUGCCCUUACUCACAACAUCAGUAAAUUAAAUAAGUGUUCUCAUCACACAUACGUGUCUUGUGAAUUUACCGCAGGAGUAUUUGCAAAAGUUUUUAGAUAUAGUUGUCCUAUUGGUCCAUUUCUUAAAACCGAAUGUUAAUUUGUGGUUUUCGAGUGGAAAUAUGUGUGGAAUGCAGUGCUAGUGAGUGAAGUGUCAUGCCUGUAAUUUAGUUAAAGGAUGUGGACAGAUGUGGGCACAGAGUUUGUGUGUGACAGAAACACAGACAUCCCCGACUUAUAUCAGAAUUGAUUUAAAACUAAAAGAAACUUUUACAGCAGGUACCAUAAAUUAUAUUUUAAAAUGUGUUUGCAACAGAACUAUGUCAAGAAUUAAGUCCUUUUUAUUAAUCCUCAUAUGUGAUUAACCUCACAAGUCCAGAUAUAAGUCAUAACUCAAAAUAUAACAGGUAGACAUUUUUCUUCUGUGCUAAACAGGUGACUGCAUGAGUUGGGGUGUUAAUUAAGCCCCGUAGCCCCAUGUACAGAGGUUAAAACUCUUGUAACAGGAUGCAUAGCAUUAAUUUCAGUAUACAGCUCUUUUCCAUUUGUCUAUAUCUAUCUCAUCUCCCCCUUUGUACUAUCUUCCCAAAAGGACAUAAAAAACCUAAACAUGAACCAGAGAAACCAGAGAUGUCAGGUCGGUGGUGCCCACAGUUUUUACAGCUUGUGAAGGUGUGUGAUAAGGUAAAGUUUUAGUCAGGCAGUAGAAGUCCUUGGUAUUUGUCUUGACACUGUAGGUGGAUCAAACAUGAGGACAAGUAAAAUUAGAGAAGGCAGAUUAAAAGAAAAACCGAAACCGAAAGCUCCAGAUACAGGCAGCUCAUCAUCCCUUACUUUUUUACCCAAAACACACUCUGAAAUGGCAAACAGUGUAUUGUGUAUUUAUCUCUUAUCAUAGCAACUUGUAAGGUUGUUUUGUUUUUGAUUAGAACCAAAGAACUACUCACAAUGAUUACAAACCUAAACGAGCUGUGUUAUCUGAUGACGAGAGCUCAGAAUGUACCAAAGCAUCUCUCUUGCAACAUUUUUAUGUAGCUCCCAUACUAUGGACAACUUGGUUCCGCCUUCUGCCAGUAUAGGAUUCAAAGCGGAAAAGCUCUCUGUAUUUCUUAUUUCUCCACUUCUUGAAACCAACAUUGCGCAGUUGAGUGGUACGCAUUCCUCCACUUGCAUAGUACCAUUGUAAGCAUUCAGCUCAAACAGCAUAUCCCCCAGAUGAGCUACACGAUCUUAUAGGCUGUAGCAAGUGUCAAGCAUUGAAAACAUAAAUCCCCUAGUUACUGUUAAAAAUGGAGUUGUACAGAAAAAAUGAGGACUUGAGCACAAACCAGUCUUACAGUAACUACAUGUCAACAUUACAAGCAGGGGGCAGAAAAAAAUGAUAUUUUACGUAAUUUCUGAAGUUUAUCACACCUCCAUAGGGAUGGCUGGAGGAGGCAGGAUUUAUGACCUAUACUGCAGCCUAUCACCAGAGGGUGCUGUUCUCAGGGUGGCUUCAUCCAGCGAGGAGGCAGACGGCUUCCAUUUUGUAUACAGUCCAUGGUAGUUCCCUCUCAGCAUGAGUGUGAUUUGAAUCAUGGGUCAACAGUCAUUUCUCUGACUUGCCUAGAAAGGGAAAGAAUAUGCUGUAACAAAUUGCAUUCUGGUUAUAAGGAAACAGUGUUAUGCUCAAUUAGGGAAAAUUUUGGUGUAAGGGAGUGUUUGAUGAUGAUGACAGUCUGAAGAGAGUAACUAGUUUCAUCAUCUGAAAUCACACUAUCCUCAAGACCACUUCUUUGAGAUUGCAAACCUAUAGUGCUGAGUGGAUGUUGUUGUACUUUACGAAGUAGUAAAACUACAACUUUAAAACUAAUUUUAAAAAAAAUUGUAUUUUGUUAUUUCAGUUGGUCAGCCAGAUGGUGUAUCUGUGGCUCAGAAAGAAGAAGCCCCUGAGACUAUGGAUGUCCAGGAUGAAGUGACUCCUCAAGUUAAUGGCGAGAAACUGGAGAAAGAGUCUCCUGAUGGCAAUGACAUAUCCGCUGUUGAGGAGAAUGCAGCUGAGGAGAAACCUGGGGAUGCUAAUGAAGUCGGGUUCAAGAAAAUCUUCCGCUUUGUAGGCUUCAAAUUCACCCUGAAGAAAGACAAAAGUGAGGAAAAAGAUCCUGUAAAGCUCUUGACGGUCAAAGAUAAAGAGGGGGAAGAGGUAGUCGGGUCUGAUGAAGCCACUAAGGAGGGGGAGGCUGUUACUAUGGAGGAGAAAAGCCCUGCUGAAGAUAAGGAGGCUGACAGAGAGACAACUAGCAUUGAGGCUGAGGUGACUAAAGAUAAUGACAAAGCUGAAGCUGCUGAUGCUCCAGCUGAAGGUGCUGCUGAACCUACUGAGGAAACUGUGAAGGCGGAAGGAGCUGAAAAGGAAGGUGAGGCUUCUCCACCAGCCCAAGAGACCACCCUCUCUCCUUUCAGAAGGCUCUUCAGUGGAGGUCUCUUCUCCAACUUGAGAAAGAAAACUAGCAUCAAGAAGACUAAAGAGGAGGAAGAAAAAGAAGCAGCUGUUGAAGAAGAAGCAGUUAAGACAGAGGAAACUGCUGCUGCUGUGGAGGAAAAAGAGGAAAAGGAGGUUGAGAAAGAAACCAAGAAGGAGGAAGCACCAGCCACUCCCAAAGAAGAAAAAUCUGAGCCCAAAGAGGAGACACCAGCCUGUCCAGAGGAAGCAAAAUCAGAGACUGCCCCUGAGCCAGAGGUCCCUGCUGAAACUCCUGCUCCAGCUACCACCACUGAUGAAACUGAACAAGAGGAAGAAAAGGGUGAACUCAAUGCAGAAGAGGAGAAAGCACCUGCUGAGGUGACAACUGAGGCUGAGCUGCUGUCAUCUCAGGAGAAGGCAAAGCCUCAAGGAAGCCCUCUGAAGAAGCUCUUCACUGGGGCUGGCCUUAAGAAGCUCUCAACCAAGAAACAAAAAGCAAAGAAAGAUGUUGAGACCAAGCCAACUGAGUCUGGGGAGCAAGCAGCUGAGCAGUUUCAGUCCUCCACAGAGUCAACAGAGGCUCCAAAGGCUGAGAGUGGGCCCUCAUCCCCUGAGGAAUCAGGAGAGCAUGUCCUUGCUGUGGAGGUGAACCAAAUUGAGUCAAGCCAAGAGACAGAAGGGGAAGUUACCUCUGAUGGAGAGAAGAAAAAAGAGGGGAUCAUUGCCUGGACCUCUUUCAAGAAGCUAGUUACACCCAAGAAGCGUGUAAAAAGGUCCUCUGAGAGUGAUGAUGAAGCUACAGGUGAGAAACUAGCAAAGUCAGCCACUCUGUCCUCAACUGAGAGUGCCCCUCUAGCAGACAAGAGUGUAGAAGAGGGAGCUAAGGAGGAAAAACAAGCUGAAGUAGAGCCAAAGACUGAAACCACUGAGAAAUUGUUAAGCAGCACUGAGGAGCCUAAAAAGAAAAUUGACACCUCCGUCUCCUGGGAGGCUCUGAUGUGUAUGGGUGGACCUAAAAAGAGAACUAGGAAGACAUCUGAUUCUGACGAUGAGGAGACCAAGAUUGAAGAAGAAGUUUCUGCUCUAGCAGUUGAAGGAGAACAGGAAGGAAAAAUGGAGGCUGCUGUUGUGACUUCACAGAGCACAGAGCAUGAAGGAGAAGUUGUGUCCUCUCCUGAACCUCUUAGCAGCCCCCCUGAGAGGGAGUCCACCUGGGACACUCUGAAACGCAUGGUAAUGCCCAAGAAUAAAACCAAGUCUGAGGACAAGACUGAAGACGGUGGAGAGCAAGUCCUGUCAGACAGUGAAGCACCAAAAGACGAGUCAACCUUUUCACUGAGGAAGUUCUUGCCUGGGCGCAGAAAGAAGAAGGCAGAGAAACAAGCGUCCACUGAACAGUGCACAGGCGAUGAGGACUCUGACACUCCUGCUGUGGUACCCCUCUCGGAGUAUGAAGAAUCAGAACAGGAAGUCCUAUCAGAACCAGAACCUGAACCAGCUUUGGUCCAGACUAAAGUAUCUGCUGAAGAUCGUUCCCCUUCAUGGAUCCCAGCUGUGGUUGAACACAUCGAAGACAAACUUGAUGAGCUAAGCGACAUCCCUGAAGAGGCAGAGAAUGCUGCCACACCAAAGUCUGUAGACACUGACAUAACAGAGGAUGACACUGAGGAUGAUGCUGCUUUUGCUGCUAAAGUGAAGGCAUUGUCAGAGCGAAGGCUGUCUACAGCUGAGGUGAAGCCCAUCGAUCAAGCCCCAUCUGCUGAAACUACUCCUGUUCCUCAGGGACCUAACCCAGAAAGUGCCAAAGAAGUUUUAGAGUGCAUACAGGCUCACGUCAGUGAAAUUCCUAUCAAGACAUCGGUGGCAGUUGAAAGUGUACCAGUUGAGGUAGCCUCUGUCAAAAUUGAGUUUGAACCUCCCAUUGAGACUGCCGAGGCCAAGACUAACGCAAUCCUGGAGCCACAUACUUGUGCUGAGGCAGUGGCUAUCUGCACAGGCCUUGGGACUGAGGAGAUUGCUAAGGUAGCUCUGCAGAAACCUGCAGAGCCCAUCAUGGAGACUGUGGCUGUGAUCUGUGAUGCUCUAGGCACAGAGGUGUCCCAGGAGGAGAAGCAACCAUGUGUAGAGGAAGCUUCCGUGACAGAGGAUGAAGUACUCAGAGCACAAGUGCACCAGGUCGAAACAACUGAGCUUGAGCCUGCUGUGGAGACUCUAGCGUGUGAAGUCACAAAUGUUCAAGCAGCUGAUGAGAACAUCGAACCUGAGAUUGAGAAGGUUGGAGUCAUCAGUACUGUUCUGGAGGGAUCCGAAAUAGUUCAGCCUGCAACUGUGAGUGAAAACUCCCCCAAAACAGUUGUUGUCGGCGCCAUAACUCCUACAUCUGAAACAGCCAUUUGCACUGAAAGUGUAGUAGUCACUGAGCCAACUAUUGAAACCAAGGAGGUGAAGAUGGUAGACACUGAGGUCAGUGUCCCUAAGGAGGUCCAGAAGGUGACAGAGGAGUUCACUGUAGAAGCAUCAAAGGUGACUGAGCCUGAGGUCCUUGAAGGCCCAAGUGAGGAGGCUCCUGUUAUCACUGAGACUGUGGUUCUUGCUACCUCACCCAUCUUGGAGAUUGAACAAGUGAAAAUAUCAGAACCAGUUGGGGUAGAACCAGUCCAGGUGCAGGAAAUUGAGGAAGAGAAGACUGUUGAGGCUACAACUGUUCCAGCUGCUGAAUCAGAGAUUAGUGCAGCUAAUGAGGAAGUCAGUGAGACCAUUGAAGAAAUUAAGGAGGACGUUCCCAAAGACAGUGAAUUUGAGGCUCAGAGUAAGGUCAUUGCUGAGGUUGUCAUCCAGGAUGCCGUGGACAAAGUGUCAGAAGACACUGCUAAACCAAAAAAGCCAACCACCCCUAGUACCAUGCCAGCACUGGUCAAGGCUACUGCAACAACAGAGAAAGAGAUAGAAAUCUCAUCAGAGGGUCCUGUUAUCACUGACACCCCUGUUCCUUUAGUUUGUGAAAAACCAAAGUCCCCUCAGACCCUACAUGUGGCUAUGGAAGUAAUCGCCACAAUCCCAGUGGAGGUUGUAGACAGCAUUUAUGCUUCUGGAGAAGAGGAGAUGAAACCAGGAGAGUUAAAGAAAACUGUGGAGGUAAAUGUAAGUGAAGAAACUGUGGUGGUGGAAGAAGUCAUGGAGAUAAAAGAGAGUCCGACAGGUGAAGAGCUUGAUGAAGUCAAGGAAGAAGAGGGAAAAGAUAACACUGAAGUUCAGGAACCGGCUGAGGUAGUGGAACCAGUAUCAGUGGAAGCAGAGGCAGAAGCUCCUACAGAGGAGAAAAAAGAGAAAGUGUUUGAGAUCCACACACCAGUCCAAGUUUUCCUACAGACAGCACAGAUGAUGGAGGAACCAUCAGUGGAGGAGGAGGUAGUGGUGGAGUUUGACAGCAAUGGUUUAUCCACUGAAGAAAGAAAUGUGGAACCUAAAAUACCAGCACUUGAAAACAAACUCUCAACGCUGCCAGAAAAUCUUGCCGAGGCUGCUUCAGCAAAGGACUCAGCUCCCAGCAAGGUGGCAGAGGAAGCAGCCAACCAACCAGAGACAGAGAAAACACCAUCAACAACCGUGAAGUGUGCAGAAGUAAUGGCGCAGGUGAUCGAGGUAAUCGAAGAGGCUGUGAAGGAGAUAGAGCCUGUGUCCACAGAGAUCACAGCAGCAUCAUGAGCAGGUGAGACAAGUCGAAAAAUUGAUAUGUAGUUAGUAAAGAGUAAUGAAGACUUCAAAGGUAGGAUAGGACACUGUGAUUUAAUGUUUGGUAUUGCAAAAGAAGAGUGGUUAUUUACAAAAUUCCUCCAUCAGCUAUCAACCAAACUUUUUUGAAACAUCAAUGGGCCCUACUUGUAUUAGGGAGAAGGGGAGGGGAUUUACCCACUGACCAGAUGAAAAAAGCUUUUGUUCAAGCCAUGAGUAACCAGGGGACCUUUGAUAUCAAAGCAGGAAUGCCGCCGUUGACCCCUUCAUUGUAGACUGGGGUCUUAAAGGGAAGCAGUGUUUGAGGCAGAUGAACUUGUGCUGAAAGACUGAUUAUGAUUCCUCUGCUCCCUCCUCCUGUUUCCCUCUGUCAUUGGCUCAGUAUGGAGUCAAGGAACCAUGGCAGGAUAUCACACUUGUUAGGUUCAAUUACAAAGCCUCAAAGGGCCCAAGUUGUUUUUUCCCCAAUUGUUUGACCAUAUUUUACCCUUUUUAUGUAUGUCAUACAGCACAUAAACUGACUUAUCCAUUUCUUGUUGAUGUCAGUUGUGAGGAGGAGGAAUAAAUUGUGCAUAGAUACCUCUCAUAUGUAUUCAGCAGACAUGCAGCUAGGCAGUACAGGACACCCUUGGAAGCAGAGGAGAAGGGAAAGUCAUGCAGGAGUGAGGCUGAUGGGUUAAAGCAGUUUAAAAUCAGCUGUGAAAAAGCAGUGCUCUUACUUUAAGUGUCAUAACUGAACAAUUAGAAGAAAGGUAAAUAAAGCAAACAGUGAAAGAAAUCGAAAAAGGAAGAAAUACAAAGAACUGCGAGUAAAAGAAGCUGAAACAAGUGCUGCAUCGAGAUAGGUAUAUCCUUGACUUGAACGCAACAUGAUUUAUGUAACUCUGUUUCUGGACAAUAUCCAAAUUUGUGAAUACUCAGAGCAAUAUGUCCUUUUAAAAUCUCUAUGUUGUUUCCUUGUCAUGGGACUUGCACCCUCUGUACCUCUCUAAUGUUCUGUGUUAAGUUGCUUUUUGGUAUGGAAGAUGGUUUCCAGAACAAAGAAGAGCAAUGUUAUAACCUGAUUUUGUGCCUCUUUGUCACAGCUGGAUUUUCAAGACUGAUGCCUGGGAGACUCAGCGUCUGCACCAGGAAGUGAAUGAUGAGGGAGAGAGAGAGAAAAAGAGAAAAAGGCAGCUGUGUGACAACACACUGAGACUGGGCCCCACCCACCUCGCCCUGAUAGACUGAGUGACUGAGCAACAGCUCUGUCAUUCUCUCUACCUCCCCUUCCACCUGUACUCUCACCCCAUCCUGCAGCUCUGUUAAUGCACCGUGACGUCCCACUCUCUUGCACACACAAACAAACACACUCAAAAGCAUGUCCUGUGCCUCAGAAGCAUCCCAUCUGGUUGUUUUCAGUGUGAUGUAUGUCCAGCGUCUCUGUGACUUUCCUUUGACCUUGCUGCACAAGAUGAGAGUGUGCACCUUGGUCAAGAGUCCGAUCCCUUCAUGUACUUGUGUGUGCUCAUGUGUAGGUUUGUAUGUGUAUAGACACAAGAAUGAGAUGGCAUCAAAAGUUAGGUUGAGAGAUGGAGAAUUAUUAUCUUGUAUAUUGUAUUUAUAUCAUAAGUAUUCUUUCAUCAUCCUUAUGAUCCAGUUUUUAUUUUUGAGUUCUUGCCAUUUUUGUUAUUAAAUGUACAUUUUACUUGUUUUUGAAAACCCCUUAUCAAACUGUGAUACAUCAGGUUUUUAUUAUGUAACUGUGUCAUUUUUUUAAAAAGCAGAAUAAUCCAAAAGGUGUCUUAUUAGAUUUACCAAAACAAAUGAAAGGCUGUUGCCUUUACAGUCAAAUUUAAGUUUAUUCCAAGACCCUGUAGCUAUUUUAGCUUAACCAUGGUACAAGCGUGGUCCCACUGACAGUAUUUGAUGACACAGACUGCUGAAGGCAUUGCGAAUACAAUGAUAAGGAAAAGAAGAGCUAUCCUUCUCACAUAUCUCUUGUUCCACUGUUAAUACUUGGCACACUGAAAAACACUUAAUAAGCUUCCUUUAGUUAACCAAGGUCAAUCACUGCCUAGUUUACUGUGAAAACGUUGUUUAACAUUUUUUUCUGUAAUUGUACAAUAAAAUAUGACAGUAAACCCCUAAUGGGUGAUCUUGCAGAGUUAGUGGCAUGAAAAAGAUGCAUUUGCCAAUUUCGACACUGUAAGGGUUGACAGGAGCAUGUAAGACACAUCAGUGUUCAGAUGCCAUGUUACAUAGGUCAUGUUUUGUAUCCUGUAUAACGCCUCCCUACUUCUUUAGCGGCAUGUUGACGCCACCUGUUGUCCACAAAAAGUAGUGCAUUCUUAGUUUUUGCUGUUGGUGUUUGUGUGUUCUAACAAGGAUGCUUAACAUUGUCUGUGAUCCCUGUUCAGUACCACAUUAUGCUGUCUUCCUCCUUGGUUGUUUUUCAACCUGGCAUGAUAGUUUAGGAUGAUUGAUCAAGCACCAGGGAGGACAUAGACUCACUGGUUUGGGGGAUUCACAGAGGCACAGAUACUGACUGCAUGGUACCAGGAUAGAAAACAAAGGCUUAUUCUUAUUCCUUAUUCAUUAAGGCAAAAUUAAGUUAGGAUCAAUCAGAGGAAGUCAUGGUCUUUCCCUUGCUCACAGGAUCAGGCAUCAGUUGGAUCCAAUUAAGCAUCUGCUCAGCUACUAUGUUGAGUCUGGACAGAUCAAACCUAAGUAACAAUUUCAGGGCUUAUUUUGUGUAAGUAACCGGGCAGUUGGGAAAGUUUUAAAACAUUCCCUUGGUCCAGUUUCACCACCAAAGCAUACAUGUGACUCAAGGUUACACUAAUAUUUGUUUAUUUCCUGCCAAAUUUGUCAAACUUGCACUGUGUCAGUCAUUCAGACAUCUUAAGGAAUCAACUGUGAGAGCUGACUGAAACCACAUUUUUUUUGUAAUGGGUGAUGAAUAGCUCGAGAGGCUCAUGCUUGGCUUAAUGACCAAACCAGAAAGAAAACAGAAAGUUAGGGCCACUUUCAGGAUCACCACUUCUUUUUAUUUUCACUCUCGAGUGUAUUUUUUUUCUCCAUAUUCGCUUUAAGUAAACAAGAAUUCAAGACUGACUUUUGCUCAAUCAAAAUUAUACACCAGUCCUCCCUGCUUUUUGUAACACACUUAACUGUGCACCUGUUAACAUUUGUACUGAUUGUUUACCUACUGUAUGUACUUAAGUCAUAUCGCAAUAUUUACAAAUAACCUGCAGCCAUUUAGCCAUAUUCAUUCAUGUAGCAUGGUCUUAGCUGUCUUUUAUAUUUUACAAGCUGUUAAUAGUAAAGAUGCAGAAAAACUUUGUCUAUAUUUCAUUCAAUAAAGUUAGUGAAAAAAAACGAGUGUCUGGUUACUCUGGUGUAUAUCCAUUGCUGAUAGACUUUUUGAAGCAUACCUUACAAAUACCUUUUUGUCAUCCAAUCAUCCAGAAAAUGCAUGUUUGAAGCCUGUGAUAAUCACCUCAACACCACACUAUAUUGCUAGGCUGUAAAAUGUUAAUUUAUAUAAUAUUGAUGGCUUAUACAGUGCCUGACAAAAGUCUUGUCACUUAUCCAUUUUGUAGAAACAACAGCUUAUAACCUGACUUGUCAUUAAUCCAUUGGUUUUAGAAAUGGCUCAUAUGAAAGCUAAAACCCUCCCAAAUUAUAUUUAAAAUCUAAAAUAAAUUUCCUUCACCGAAGAAAGAUUGAUCAUUUAAUGAACACAGAAAGGUCAGAUUUUGGCAAGACAAAAGUUUUGUCGCCUACAUAGAGUAAUGUGAAAAUUGAACAAAUAAUUUACUUCAAAUACAAAAUAUGUUGCACAACAUCAGUGAAUCAAGUAGUGGUGCUGUGAGAUCCAUAUUUAAUAUCUUGUAUGACUUCCAUGAGCCUGAAGAACUGCAUCCAUGCAGUUCAGCAACGAUUCAUACAAUUUAUUGAUGAAGUCAUCAGAAAUAGCAAAGAACGCAGUCUUACAUGCCUCCCAGAGUUCAUCAAGAUUCUUUGGUUUUGUCUUCCAUGCUUCCUCCUUCAUUUUACCCCAGACAUGCUCGAUGAUGUUCAUGUCUGGUGACUGGGCUGGCCAGUCCUGGAGCACCUUGAUCUUCUCCGCCUUGAGGAACUUUGCUGUAGAGAUCUAAGUAUGCGAUGGAGCACCAUCCUGCUGCAAAAUUUGACCCCUUUUAUGGUUGGGAAUGUAAGAGGUAGCUAAUACUUCUUGAUAUUUUAGGCUAUUGAUAUUGCCUUUCACCCUGCAAAUCUCUCGCACACCUCCAUGCUGGAUGCAACCCCAGACCAUGAUUUUUCCACCACCAAACUUAAUUGUUUUCUGGGUGAAUCUCGGAUCCAUGCAGACUCCAGUAGGUCUCCUGCAAUAUUUGCAGCGGUUGUGAUGUAAUUCAACCGAAGAUUCAUCAGAAAAAUCCACCUUCUGACACUUUUCCAGCUUCCAUCCUUUUAGCAGGCUGUGGGCCUUGGCAAAUGCCACAAGUUUUUUUAAUUUCUUUUUGUUUAGUGCUGGUUUCUGGGCACUGAUUCGACCAUGGAGGCCAUGCCGAGACAGAAUUCGACAAACUGUUCUGGUUGACACAGGGACUUGAGGUGACCAGACCUGGUGGAGCUCUGCUGCAGUGGAAAAGGGGCUGGCCUUGGAUUUUCAAGCCAACAAAUGGUCCUCCCGAGCAGUUGUCUUUCGGGGUCUGCUGGGCCUGGGCUUGUCAUAAACAUCUCCAGUCUCUUCAAAUCUUUUUCUUAUCCUUUGUACUUGACGCUGAGACACAUUGAAGGUGUCAGCCACCUCAGCAGUGGAUCUGGUCUUCAGCCUCUUGAUGAUCAAAGCUCUGGUCUCAGGGUGAAUCUUAGGCAUGUUGUCAGAGGUUAAGUUGCAGUUGAUGUGAAGGUCUGGUGUGCUGUGGUUCUUUCUAUACACCCACUAAUUGAUUGGUCAAUAACUGAUCACAGGUGAGGCUGUAAUCUUGGAUUGGGUGCAUCAUAUGACAAGGCGACAAGACUUUUGUCUGUGCAAAAACUGACUUAGUGGGCUUUACCAAGCUGUGAACAUUAGAAUGCUUUUCAGCAGUUUCAUUUGGCACCAAGACAUUAUUUCAAACACUGUUGGGAUUGAAAUUAGACAUUUCUUGUAAAAAAAAAAUGUAUUGCACAUAUAUUUGAGGGGCACUUAUGGUCAACUUGUACCCAAGCGACAAGACUUUUGUCAGGGACUGUAUAUAAGCUUGUAUAUGGCUUGUGUAUAUAUAAAAACAACAGGCCAAAAGUUUGGAAGCAAGGCCAUUACAGGCCGAACAGUUGGGAGUAACUUCAAGUUUAUGCUCACAAUGCUUUUUUUUUUUAAAUCCAGCACGAGUUUUAUGUAUUUUGGGAUGUAUUUACUCCAUGAUCAGAUGUUGCUUUCAUGGAAAUGCACUAUUUUACUCCAUUUACCUUUAGAUAUACAUUGAUGUUAACAGACCAUUGCUAAAUAUAUGUCAGCAAAAGAUAAUAAGGGCUUUGUUUUAGGAUUGAAAACAUUUGCAAGAGUCACUACUUCAGUGCAAAGGCAAAAAAGCAAAUCACAGUUGGAUUAUUCACCUAAACUGUUCGGCUUUUGAGAGCCUGUAUACAAAAAUUCUAAUAAAUCUCAACUGCAUUCAAACUGCCACAAAAAUGGCUAGGAAGAAGCAACUGAGUAAAGAAACAAAAGUACAGAUUUGUACAUUGAGGAAAGAAGGAUACACAGAAAGAGAAAUUGCAAAAUGCCCAAAGGGGUUUAACAAAGGAGUCCACUGCACUCUGAAGAGACUAGAGGAACCUGCAAGUUAUGAUGAUAGAAAAAGGCCUAGAUGAAAGAGAGUUACUGCAAAAGACGAGGAUAAACAUAGCAUUGUCAUCAGUAAGAGAGAUCGGCAAAGGACAGCACCAA